Molecule: messenger RNA, 58217 nt
Organism: Podarcis lilfordi (Lilford's wall lizard)
Lineage: Eukaryota; Metazoa; Chordata; Lepidosauria; Squamata; Lacertidae
Source: the annotation of a GenBank genome assembly
CUUUGGAUCUGCAUAUAAAGAACAAGUCAUCAUAUAAUAAUAAUAAUAAUAAUAAUAAUAAUAAUAAUAAUUUAUUAUUUAUACCCCGCCCAUCUGGCUGAGUUUCCCCAGCCACUCUGGGCGGCUCCCAAGCAAGUGUUAAAAACAAUACAGCGUUAAAUAUUAAAAACUUCCCUGAACAGGGAAGAAAUAUUUUUAACAGAAAUAUUUUCCAUCUGUUAUCAGUCAUUCCUAAGUUUAGCCAUCAUCUUUUGCCACGAGGGUCUGGAGGCGACUUUAAGCAGCGCAGCAGAAAAUGCAAAAGCCACACGACCAAUAAACUUCAGCGCGCGAGCCAAAGGGGUUUGGGAAGCGCUCGCCUGGCGGGCUGCCGGACAUUUGCCAGGAAAGGGGGCCACGCGCGCGCGGAGAGGAGGCCCCGCCGCCGCCGCCCCGGCCCGUCCUGCUUCCUGGUUCACGGGGUGCUGCUCGCUCGCUCGCUCGCUCUCCUUUCGCUUGCGAUUCCGGGCUGGGCUCUGACGCCCGCCAGAUCGCGCCCCGCCCCAAAGCGCCGCGUCCGAAGUAGGAAAUCCACCCCCAGCUUCUGGGAUCGGCGGCGUCGCCUCCCUUCGAAGAUCGAAAGUUGGGAUUAAAAGCAGGUGGAUUUAAAAACUCGAGGGCUCGAGGCAGGCGACUCUUUGGAGGCGGCGAGGAGCGCAGCCAGCGAGCGAGCGAAGGGACCCCGGUGGCUUCGAGCAGGUUGGCCAGCCUUGGAGGCGCCGCGGGGCGGGGCGGGGGGCGGCCGGGGGGCGCUGCCGGGUCCGGGGCGGCGGCGGAGCGAGGCGAGGGGCCGAGGAGAGGCGCCCAGGUGCGCCCAGGUGGCUUCCUAGCGGGCGGGCGGGAGGAAAAGAGGCUGCGGGGGCGCCGGGGAGCCCGUCCGCGUCGAAAGGUGCCCGGGGAAAAGGCGCCUUCGAAACGAGGGGCGAUCCUGCGCACGCUUCCGAGCACAUGCUGGCUUCAGCGGGUCUUACUCCAAGGAAAUAAGUUUGGGAGCUGCCAGUGCCAGGCUCGCUUGGGUCUCGUUCCAGAUUUGCAAUUCGCCGCCCUGCCUUUUUUAAAAAGGGCCACUGCUAUUAACAAAUAAACUACAGUUGACACGUGGACAAAUCAAGAAGGGUGACUUGACUCCAGUUUAAUUUCGUAACAUAUUGCCAGUAUUCCAGAAAACGAGCAGCCCAUCCCCACCAGCAUUUGGCUCAAUCUGGUUAGUCUAAAUUUAAAUUCAAGCAGAAAAUAUUUUCUUCUCUUUGAACACUCCCCCUCCCGUUUAUCAAUAUGCCAACACUUUAUAUUAUUUCAUUGGUAAAGUAAAAUAAAAACGACAUUAUUCACACUUAAUCUAAGCACAAUCACAAGAGCUCCUGAUUAGGCAUUUAGCUAUGUGAUGUUGAAUGUUAUCUGUUAACUGUUCUAUCCUGUUCCCCCAUUGUUUUUGUUUAAACCAUUUCAGAAACCAAGAACUUAGACGCUGACCACUAAUGAUGAACCUUAUGUUGUAGAUAUUGCUGCGCAUUUAUUAUGCUAUUUUUGUGAUUUACAAAUCACAUGAGAAGACUUGGUCUAUUUAUUUAUUUAUUUAUUUGUAUCAUUUAUUAUUCCUAUGAUCUUUGUUUAUAAAACCCAAUAAAACAUUAUUCCUAAAAAGUUCACUGCUAAUAGAUUCAAAUCCCAGCUCACAAACGUGCUUUGAAGGUGUGUCCUGGUGCAUGUGCUUGCAGCGUAUGUGCAAAUUUAUGUUGGGGAAUUCCAGAAAACUUGUUAGCAGGAUGUUGCACCUAGAAGCCACACACACACACACACACACACACACACACAGCGUGAGAGAGAGCGUGUGUUGCCUCACAGACUUAAAAUAUAUCUCUGUGGCUUGUGCCUCUGUGGCCUAGGGAGCGUUCCAUUCUCUUUCCUUUUACAAGAAUUAUAUACUAUUGGUUUGUAACGUACAAAACUUCUCAGAGGUUUACACAAAAUAAAACAAACUUUAGAAUUGCCCAUAAAAGGCUGUUAAAAGCAGGAAUUUUAAAAAUGUGCAGGAAUUUUUCAAAAGUGUAAUUCAUCAGAUGCAUUCAUGAACCAGGGGCCACCUAAAUGGAGUAUAUAUACAAAAUCUAUCUCAUUUCUCCCCCUGAGUUCAGUUUUGAUUUGUUUUUGUAGAAGGCAAGUCAACACAAGAGAUACAGAUACCAUAGUGAUAAGCUGAGCACAGAAUUCAACCCGAUGAAUACAGGACCCAGUCUGUGUGGGUGUGACGCCUCCUGGUUAGGAACCACUACAUUCACAGUAGUGUUGCUCCUGACAAUGUUUCAUAGCAAUUAGGUUUAUUACAGGAACAAAUAAUUGACCAAACUCCUAGAAUAGUCAAGUUUAGUAAUUAAUACAAUAAUGCUCAAUUCUAACAACAGUUCAUUUUGGUGCACCAUAAUGGCAGCAUAAAGCUCUCAAUUCAUGUAUCCAAACUAGCAAGAAAUAUUUUAGCAUCAAAUGCCCAUCUGGCAUAUUGCCUAAUUACAGGUUUAUCUCCUGUAAAACGGCUUUGUAAAGUUGCAGAAAGCACCAAAGAAAGUGUUAAUCCCCACCACCUCACUUCCAAAGCAUCAGGGCCCUAACCUGAAUCUGAGAUUAGGGUCUGUGUGCAAGCCCACUGUGGCUGCUUUUUACAAACAUUUAAAGCAGGGGUUGGGAACCUUAGGCCCAGGAACCAAAUGCAGCCCUGCAGACCUCUCCUAUCUGACUAUUGCAACUCUCCCUAAGCCACAUUCCUGCCCUGGCCCUGCUUUGCACCCCAAAGAUUUUUACAUGACCGGAACAUGUCCUUGAAAUCAGAUUUUGCCUCUUACUUGUCUGGAUGAAGAACAGAGAAAGGGGUGCAAAUAUGUGUAGAAACUGGCCAGCUGUACAAAGCUACCAUUUAUAUUUGUUCCUCCACCCACUUUUGCCAUUGUCCCGCCCACUACUGGCCUGUGGUCCUCUGAGGAGGGAAGCGAAUGUGACCCUCCAACUGAACAAAAUUUCCCACUCCUGAUUCCGGAGAUCUGAUUAUGAAUCUUUAUUGUUGUCUCAUCGCUUUUAUCUCAGGCUCCACUCCUCCGCAUGCAAUACCAGAAUCAUGGCAAGAUAAUGCAUAUGUGUUAUGUAUUAUUAUUACUUAACAUCUUGGGCUGGAGGGUGGUUGAAGGACAGCCAGCCUAUUUAUGUCCUUCCCCAUGUGCUAAGGAGAGAUCUCAACACCUUUCUCCCUAGAGAGGUCUGCCUGUACCUACUCUAAUGUCCUUUUGGGGCCAAGUAAAGGCUUUGCUGUAUCUUCUCAAACUUUUUAGACACAGUUUUAAUCCUACUGUUUUUAUACAGCUUAUGAUUUUGAGACUUUUGGUAAAUUAAGGCAUUUGUACUUGCAUAAUAAUAGUAUUAUCCUUGUAGUGAAGCACUAUGGGAAUCUGGUUGAAGAGUGGUAUAAAAAUCAGAAAUCAUGAUCAUAAUCUUGCCCAACGAGGCAUCCUGUCAAACUGUACUAAGGUCUAAGGGGCAGUGGAGACUGUAAUAAAGGGGAAGUGUUUCAAAUACGUUAUUCACUUGGUUUCCUUGGGGAGGAUUGCCUAACCAGCAAAAUGUGUACAGCCUGCAGCUUUGGGGACAGUGGGUGUUGGUUGCUCAGAAGAUGAGUAAGAUCCGUGUCAAGUCGUGUGGUGUAAUACAGUGGAAGCAGAAUAUCGGUGGGUAUAUUGUGCAAAUGGUAAGAUACAGCAUAUUGUGUUUGCCAAAAUCAUAAGGAAGUCCAGGAAAAGUCUGAGAAAAUGCUGCCAGGAUUGUGGUUUACUUCUUUCAAAGAAGCUUGGAUUUUUAGGACAAUAAAUCCCACAGCUUAAGGCUGUACCUCACAACUCGCAUGGCUGCUGUUCCCAGCACCCUUAAUAAACAGCAGCUCCCAGGAUUCUUUGGGGGAGAGAGCCAUAUGCUUCAAAUGUGUGUUGAAUGUGCUUCAAUUGUACAGUGUGGAUAGCACCUAAGUGUUGGAAGAUUGAAGGUAGACAGAAUGAAGUAGCUCUUCACACUGUGCAGAGUUAAACUAUGGAAUGUGCUUGCACAGUAUGUAGUAAUAGCCUUACUGCCCAUGAAUGGGCCGUCAGUGGCUACUAGCCAUGGUGGCUGCCUUCUUAUUUCCACGGUUGGAGGCGGUAUAUCUCUGAAUGCCAUUUUCUGGGAAUUGCAAGUGGAGAAAGCGCUGUUGCAGCGCUGAAUCUGGCAGGGGGAAUUAAAGAGGCACAUGGCCCAGGUGAUAAGUUUGGAGUGCAGCAGAAUUACUGGUUUCAACAUUCCCCCCUCCCCAAAUGCGGAAAGGAGAGAGGAGGCAAAAGGUCUGGCCUUGGUCUGCACAGAUCCUCCCUCCCCUCCCCUCCCCUGCUCACUGGAAAUGCCCAGCGUAGUGUCCGCAGCUGCACCAAGAUCAGGCACCUCCUUUGUCCUCCUACUCCCACCCAGGUCUUCAACUUUCUUCAAAGUCUGGUCUACCACAAGAGACGGGUCCAGAGAAGUCUUUGCCUCAUUCUCUUGCUGGCUACCUCCUUCCUAGGACCCUCUGUGCCAGACAGGGCAGGCACAGUGUUAGGAAUUCUGUCUGCUGUGUACAUCCAAGGAGCAAGGAGAGAGAGAGAGAGAGAGAGAGAGAGAGAGAGAGAGAGUGUUGGUCUUACAUAAUCUGCCUUGAUUUCCUUCCUUUCCUGGUCUUAUCAUUGCCAAAAUCCUGCAAUACAAUAUAAUUUCCUGACUACUAAACUAUAAAGUGAUUUAAUUUUUUUCCUUUAAUUGAAGUUUUAAUCUGACGAGUCAGUAUAAAGAAAAUGGACAAUUCCUUAAUUCAUUUUCAAAGCCCCCUUUUCUUACUUUCACACACUAUCCUAUUUGAAGCUUUUUUCCCUUUUAAUGUUAGUUUAAGGAAAUGCCUAAGAAAUAGUUAAGCAGGAAGAAUGUUAUAAUGUUAUUUGGCAGAAUGUGUUUUAGUUUCUGUAACGAAAGAAAAAGUCGAUGUUGGAAGGAAUGUAGGGUACCAGUUGUUUAAAAGUUGCUUGGGAAGUCACAAUCAUGGAGGAAAAGUUUUAUUAAACUGAACUGAGAGAAUGUAGAAUUCAAACAGAUGUUUUUCAGAUGAAUUUAACAUUUCCUGUAAAGAACAUGGGCUGGAAUUUUGCUUUCAAAGUUCUGAAUUCAGUGCAGAAAGAACACGGGCUACUUGAUGGUUGGGUUCUUGGUUUAUAUAUCAUGCACUUUGCAUGGUGUAAUUUGUAUUUUAAUUGAUUUAACUGUUUCUUUUAAAAUAAUAUAGGAAUUGUUUAAUAAAAUUAUAAAGUUAAUUAAACAGUUAAAUAUUUAGAACCAAAUACAAUCAAAUCUCAGUUGUCGAACAUAAUCUGUUCUGGAAGCCUGUUCGGCUUCCAAAACGCUUGACAACUGAGGUGCGGCUUCCGAUUGGUUGCAAGAGCUUUCUGCACUCAAGCAGAAGCCGUGUCGGACGUUCAGCUUUCAAUAAACAUUCAAAAACUGGAGCAUUUACUUCCGGGUUUUCGGUGUUCGGGAGCUGAAACGUUUCAAAACGGAGGCAUUUGGGAACCGAGGUUUGACUGUAGUCAAUUCAACAAUUUUUAAGAAUACCCAAACAUUCUGGGCUUAGCUUCUGUGUAUAGCAGCACUGCAGUAAAGCUACCAUGAAACAGGAGGAUCAUGGCGUGGUGUGGAUAUGAUCCACCUGCUUCAUGGUUGAUUUAUUGCAUGGCUGUACACACAGGAGACAGUUGCAGUUGCCUGUGAAGUGGUACCGGUGGGGCACCUUUGCUCUCCCAGCUGCCCAACGCAGUGUUUGCUGGCUCUGACUGGAAGGGGCGAGAGGCAGGGAUCUUGGCCCGGUGUGGCCUGUGAUGGCAGGGCCAAACUGCUCUUUCUGCUGCUACACACCACACCAGGUCAAACACGUCUCUUCCCGCCCCACCUCCACUUGGUAAAUGCCCGCAGCUCACAGUGUUGGGAGACAUGGGAGCAACGGUGCGCCACCCAUGCUGCCUGCAUCACUGGGUGCUGCUGAUAGGAGCCAAGCCUAGCAUUUCUAGGUUGAAAUUGAAAAUCAGUUAUGAUUAGCAAUUAUGGUCAAAGGAAAUGCAAAAUCAAAACAUGUUGGGAUUUGUGACUAGAGGAUGUGGAGAAUGUGGCAUCUGAUAGCAGCAGGAGGGUGUUCUAAAACCAAGGUGAUCAGAGAGCCUGUGGUCCUUUAAUAGAGGCUCAGUGCCUGCAGUAGGUUGCAUUUGGUCAGAAGGUGUUUGGGGAUCUCUGGCAGGGCAGCAACAUAUAGUGGAAAUGGAGUAAAUCUACUGGAGAGAAAGAGAGAGAGGAAGCAUGUGCUGCUGUUCUUGGGUCAAAGUCGGUUGAUAUUUGUGUGUCAGUUUACUGUAUAGACUUGAGGCUGGAGAUGGACAAUAGUUUUUCAGAGAGCUGAAAGUGGUUUGAAAGAACAACAUUACAGAUGGACUACCUCCCCCCCCCCUAUUCAGUGAACAUGGGAGGGGGAAGUUGGAAUAUCCCUGCUAGCCACACCCCCUGACAGCCAAUCCGGUUUCCUGCUUGUGUAGAAGGAGUCUAGUGUGUGUAUUUCUACAUGGUUUGGCCCCCUUCGACAUAAAUGCCACUAUACAGUGCCAAGGGGGUGUAGCCGGGUGAGCUCCCUUUGCUCAGUCCCAGUUUCUGCCAACCUAGUUCAAAAGCACACCAGUGCGAGUAGAUAAAUAGGUACUGCUGUGGUGGGAAGGUAAACGGUGUUUCCAUGCGCUCUGGUUUCCGUCACGGUGUUCCAUGCGCCAGAAGCAGUUUAGUCCUGCUGGCCACAUGACCCGGAAAGCUGUCUGUGGACAACCGCCGGCUUUCUUGGCCAGAAAGCGAGAUGAGCGUGGCAACCCCAGAGUCGCCUUUGACUGGACUUAACCGUCCAGGGGUCUUUUGCCUUUAUCUUCACAUUGAUGCUGAGGGUUUGGCUAUGCAGCACUGUUCUUGUCUAGCUUUGUGUUUUCACAGAACAGAUAUUUCAUAGAUCCCACGUUUGCUUUUGAGCAUACAGGGUUCUGUGGUCUUUUUAAACAAUAACAAAACCUGCAAAAUCUGUUUACCUGAAGCGGGAUGAAUUUACAGAUCCUGGGCAGGGAUCCCUUUCUCAAACCGCUGAAUGAGUUCUGAAGAAUAACAGAAGCAGUGACACAGCCAUCUUGCACUUCAAAUAAAUUGAAAGAAGGAUGUUUGAGUCAGGAUGAACUCGCUGUGACGUACUCAGUGAAAUAUGCUCCUGAAUAGACAGUGCUGUCAGGUUUCCUUGCGAUAUGUCUUGCCUGUUUCCUUCAUGCCAAAUUACGGUAAAAGACUUCUGUAGUGAAGCAAAGCAUCAUUGUGCAUUUAGAGCAGAGGGGAGAAAUCUCAGGGCCUGGGAGUUGCCCUCUAGACCUCUCUGCCUCACCCUUUGAACUUUCUCUAGGUCACACUCCCUUUUCCAGGCCACAGCCCAGACGGGUCCGGCUCUGUUCCUUUCUUGAGAACUUUUCCCCGGCUGGAACAUUUUCUUGAGCUCUGGUAACACUUCUUGCUUAGCUGGAUGGGGGACAGAGAGAUGCCUUUUGUAUGGCUGGGCUGUACCCUCCUGUACAAAGGUAAGAGUCAGACACCUGCUGCUGCACACCUUAUAUUGCUGAUAGGAUGAAAGGUUGCAGGUGGUAUAAACUUUCUUCCUCCCCAAGAAGGAAACUUUGGCAGGAAGUUGUAACAGCUUUCCGUGGGUGUGAUUGCAGAGAUUUUAAAUCUUACCCCCACCACAUAUUAUGUAACAUGCAUCGGAUUGUAAAUUCCAGGACUUUAGAUGUGAGCCACUUGUACUGCAUGACCUUUGUGUGAAUACUGAAAAAUUCUAUUAGUUUACCCAGAUAGGCACAGCUGGCCUACACAAUUUUGCUGCCUGAGGUCCCAUCUGGACUAUAUAUUUAAAGCAGUAUCACACAACCUUAUACAGUGGUGCCUCGCAAGACGAAAUUAAUCCGUUCCGCGAGUCUCUUCGUCUUGCGGUUUUUUCGUCUUUCGAAGCACAGCUAUUAGCGGCUUAGCGGCUAUUAACGGCUUAGCGGCUAUUAACGGCUUAGCGGCUUUAAGAAAAAGGAAACAAACUCGCAAGAACUCGCAAGAUGUUUCGUCUUGCGAAGCAAGCCCAUAGGGAAAUUCAUCUUGUGGAACGACUCAAAAAACGGAAAACUCUUUCGUCUUGCGCAUUUUUCGUCUUGCGAGGCAUUCGUCUUGCGGGGCACCACUGUACAGUCAUGGCUUUCCCCAAAGAAUUCUGGGAAGUGUAGUUUGUUAAGGGUGCUGAGAAUUGUGAGGAGACCCCUGUUCCCCUCACAACUACAAUUCCCAGAGUUCCCUGGGAAGAGGGACUGACUGUUAAACUAAGAAUUGUAACUCUGAGGGGUAAGGGGUCUCCUAACAAGGUGAAACAGCAAAUGUUGCCUCUCCUCAUUCUCCCGUUCCCCAAGUUGAGAUGCAUGGCCAUAGUACCAAGGGCGACCAUGUCAUUUUUGAACCCGUGGCAGAAAAUAUCCCAAAAAAAAUAUUUUUUUUUAAUAAGAUAUUUAUUAGGAUUUUUUAAAAAUAUUACAAUAAAAAAUGAAAAAGAAGAAAAAAUACAAAAUAAAAAUGAUUAAAAACACUCAGAUUUUCCAUUGCUUAUUUUUCUUUAGCUUGUUUCCCGGACCUCCUCAUACCUCCCUUUUUUGUAUUCCAGUUCAGUUUGUUGGUUCAGCAAAUCCUUACCCUCUUUAUUUAUCCUAAUCUUUGGUCUUAAAAUUUCUCUCCCCCUCUAAGAAUUUACUGAUCUCAUUAAUCAGCUACCUGGGGAUUUUAUGGCACCAUUGAAGUUUUACCAUCAAAUGUUUGUUUGUUUUAAACCCAUUUGAUAGAUAGCUCUGGAAGUCUCAAAAAUUCAGCAGCCAAUGGAGUUUGGCUUUGUCUCAUCACUUUUUGAUCAAUUAGUGUUUCGCUUUGCCAUGGCAGGUAUUGUAAUUACAUUUUCAAGGGAAAAGGAAGGGCUGGUUUGCUUCAUAACUAUAUUUUCCUCAGAAACAUUUCACCAACAUAAUUCCCUCCAGAUAUUUUGAACUACAGCUCCCAUAUUUUCUGACCGUUGUCCAUGCUGGCUGAGGAUGAUGGGAGUUGCAGUCCUGAAUAUCUGGAGCAGACCAUGUUGACAUGUCUUGCAGGUCAUGGCAGGCGCUUCUCAGGCAUGGUAAUAGGGAGGUAAGUCUGCUUUCUUUCCUGUUUUACUUCUUCAGUUACUUUAGUACUAUAACCUGCCAUCCAGAAUUAGGCCUAGUCAGAUGAGGGAGUAGAGUUCUUGCUUUUGCUAAUGUUGUUCUCAUUCUAUAAUUUUAAAAGUUAUAUGCUGCCCCAAUAUUGUAAUAUUCUCAGGUUAUGUGGUGCUAGAAUGGACUGCAUCUGUGGGAUGAGAUUUUUUAGUGUUCCCCUCAAUAGUGAACAAGGCUCCUGUUUUUGUCCCUGUUGUGCAAUCUUAUAAUGGGUUGUAUUUAUGUGAAGGAUCAUCAAAAAUGGGUGCCCCUUCCUGUAGUUUGAAAUAGUCCAUUCCAGGGGCAAAACUAGGCUUUACUGCAUUUACACGAAUCUAAUGUGCCAUUGAAUCUAAAGGGCACCCUAAUUUUCACGACAUAUUUGACAAAAAAAGGUGCACAUUACAUUUGAGUAAAUACAGUAUUUCACCCGCGUCAAAGACCCAGUUUGGCACCCCCACAUGCAUUUUGUACACACACAGUCUAGGAGCUUCAAUGGUACCCCUCUGCAGGCUUCACCCGGGGUAAAAAGCCCAGCUAGCCUGCCCCCCCCCCAGCUGUGGCUUUGGUCCAGUUCACGUUACCCCUUCAGGAUUCUUACCACCUGAUUCUGCUCCAUGUGUAGACUUCAGUUAGAAAGCCUUCUGAGGCUGACAAUAUUUUCCUCAAGUUAAACAGGUGGGUAAAUAUUCAGGUGUGUGGUUACUUGCAGUUGAGUUAAAUUUGCCUGUUUUAUGUCGUACAGAAUCAUUAAUAAACUGGAACAGAUUGGUUGCUCUCCAGUCCUUCCCCAGCUAUCAGUCUUGUGCCAUAAAUCAUUAAUGUAGCUGUGUGUGCUUAGCAAAGCUGGUCAAUAUUUGUGUGUGUUCGUACCAUUCAUUUUCGUGAUUAAAGCAAUAUUAUUUCUGCCUUGUGUACUCAGUUUGCACAUUGAAUAGGAGCAGAAUCACCUGUUUUCCCCUACACAGAAGUUACAUCACUCCCUAUAAUAGCAGACUCAGAGGGUGAGUGCCAACCUGAAUGGAGCCAAGAUGUGGCCACUGAGAAACAAGAGGGAGGUAGCUGUUUCUUAGGGGAAUCCUAAGGUUUAUAGAUGUACCCUCCAGAAAAAAAGCCUUUACAAAAACCUAAGGAGGCAACCCACCCAAAAAAGCGACUCACUGAGGAUUGAGCAUUCUGAGUAACUAUGGAGAGCUGAUGUCAGAUACGAAAUCCCGAAACGGAGGUGGAGGGAAGAGGAAUGCCCUGUUUGUGCUCUUUACAGUUUAUAGCAGGGGUUGCUGGAGUGCAGCUUCCAACAUCAUAUCUGGCCACCAGUCACGUUGGCUGGGGCUGAUGGAAAUCCAAUGACACAUGGAGGGCCACAUUCUCCCCGCCAUGGCUUAAAGUAUCCUGGACACUUCUAUUGGGAAGUGAAGAAACGCUGCAACCUUUCACUUGUGUGUCCCAAUCAUUUUGCCACAUUAAUAAAUACAGUGGUGCCUCGCAAGACGAAAAGAAUCCGUUCUGGGAGUCUCUUCGUCUAGCGGUUUUUUCGUCUUGCGAAGCAAGCCCAUUGAUGGGAUUAGCGGAUUAGCGCUAUUAGCGCUAUUAGCGGCUUUUAGCGGCUUUUAGCAGCUUAUCAGCUUAUCGGAUAAGCGGCUUAGCGACUUAGAAAAAGAGGGGGAAAAGGAAAAAAAAACCCAGGAACUCGCAAGACAUUUUCGUCUUGCGAAGCAAGCCCAUAGCAGAUUCGUUUUGCGAGGCACCUCCAAAACAGAAAACUCUUUCGUCUAGCGAGUUUUCCGUCUUGCGAGGCAUUCAUCUUGCGGGGCACCACUGUAUUGAGAGCUAGCCCUUCCUUUUAAAUAGCUUGGUCUGCGUACCACCUCCUUUGCAGGCAGCCCCGAUUAUGGUUUUGAAGCCAAACAGAUCUAGCCUUGUAAACUGCUUGGAUGAGAAAUGUCUUGUAUGCAAUCCACUCAGAACAGUAUAAAGAAAGGCUGGAGAUGUACACCUUAACCUUGCUCUAAUACAAUAUAUGUGAUUCAUAUGAUGCCGGUAAAUCCUGGUUUGGGGAAGCGUGCUCCAUUCUCUGGAUGACCUUGGAUAAGGCAGUCCCGAGUCUGUAGGGUGCAAAGAAGCUUGCUGUCAUUGUUUACCAAAAUGUCCUUUCUUGAAUAAGAGUAUAACUUUCAGCUGCUGUCUUCCCCAUUUGCUCAGUUAGUUAACGUACAAUGUGAACAUUAACUCACUGGACAAUGUCCUUUUCUCCCUCCCUUUGUGGAGGAUAAGGCUGUUGGUAGGUACUGGGAGGCAGUGUGCCUUGACAAUCCCAAAUGGGGAGAGUUCUGUUGUGCUCAGGUUUUGCUUGGGGGCUUCCCAUGGGCAUCUGGUAGGACAGGAUGCUGGACUAGAUGGGCCACUGGCCUGAUCCAGCACGACUAUUCUUACAUGCUUGCCUUGUUCUAAGAGCUUAUCAGCUGAUAAAAUCACAUGGAUGCUUCAGACGACCUGCACUGUUUAUAUAGAGCGGCAGCUUCGGAGAAGUUCUAGGACAGCAGGUGUUUUUGUGGCUGUCUGGCAUUGAAUAGCUGCUUGCAUUUCUGGCCUGCAUCACUGCUUGAAUGCAAAAAGUAUCAGCUUCAAUCUCCAGGUAGCACUGAAACCCUGGAGAGCACUGGUGUGCAGAAGAGAGUGAAACUUGCAGUUCUGAGAGAGAGAAAUGGAGCGGUUUUUGGGUGUUGUGUCAGAGGAAGUGCUAGGCAGAGGAAGUGUGAGUGACAUCCUAGUUGGUGAUUUGUGCACUUCCUCUGUCAGGGAGAUGCUUUCCUGGCUCCCUCCCAACACUUGCAGACAGAGGCUCUUGGAAGUGUGAAAGAGAUAGAUGCAGCACUUUGCAGUUGCAGAUCAGGAUUAGGGCAAGAAGUUGAGAACUGGACAGAAGCAACAAAGGUGUCCCGACAAGCUUCCCCACUCCUCCUGCUAAGCUUUAACCUACAAGGUUUUGGGCUUGCAAGACUCCCUCACCUUAUGAGAAUGUUGGGAUUGCAAGCAUGCCCUCCUUUGGGGCGGGUGGGUCUGCUCCCAUCCACAAAAGCAACACCUGGUUCUAGGCAUCAUAGCUCCACCCUCCUGCUCAUCCUGUUCAGUUGCAGCUUCCUCCUUGGCUGAUCAAAGGCCAACUCAGCCUCCACUGAGGCUUUUCUGCACCGCCACAUGGCAGCAGAGCUGGCACCUCCAGCUUCCAAAGCAACUGAAGUCCGAGUGGAAAGGGGUGAUUCUCCCUCCUCCAAUCCAGGUGCCCACAAUUCUGCACGAUAAGCUUCUUCUUCUUCCUCCUCCUCCUCCAUCAGAGCCUGAUCCUGACAGCACUGCAGGAUCAUAUUUGCAUUAAUUUUUAUUUAUGUAUAUAUUUAAAGCAUUCCAGUCCUUCUCUUCAACCAAAAGUGGCUCCCCACUGUGCUUAUAAAUGUCAGUGAUAAAGCAGGCCCAUCCCUCAGAUUUACAAUCUAAAAGAUUCAACACAAAAGGGAAAGGGAUUGGGAGGGCAGAGGAAAAAAGAAAGCUCAGGUAUGAAACUACAGAGUUCUUGAAAUAAUCAGUUGAGAUUCAAAGAUUUCAAGGAGGAUCCAAAAGUUGCAUGUCUUUCCGCAGAGCAGACGGAGAGGUCAUUCUGCAAUCCCGUUUCUCUUCCUCUCCAAUUGCCUUCGGAAUUACAUUCUUAUGUUAACAAACAUUUUCUACAACCAUCUGCAAAAAAAUGUAUUCUUUUGUUUUUAGGGUUCAACUGAAAUGAACAGAAAUUGAAAUCAUGGCCAAUCAAACUUUACUUGGCACUUCCACAGGUCUUGGCUGGAAAUCUUGUUGGCUUCAGUAGAAUAUAUUUUACUUCCAUAAUUUAUUGUGUUUAGGUUUUGGCUGCUAGUUGCUUUGCAAAGGAGAUGUUUUUUCCCCAGCUGCUCUGGUUUGGUGUUUGCAAAGUUUUAAAGUCUUUUUGUUGUUGUUACUGGUAUAACGUGCAAGUACUUUAUAAUACAGUACAAUCUACCUCGCAAAGGGAGUUGGUAACAUUGGCUGCAGGGGGAGAGGCAGGAAGAUAAAGAGAUGCAAGUAUGAUUUUUUAAUGACAUCUGGCAUUUGAUAGUGUUCAGAUUCUUAAAGGACAUGACAGUUUAAAUCGGCACUUUUCAGUGCAGUAGCAAGAUCUGUUACAGAAGGAUCACAAAUGACAUUGUGAUUGUUUUCCUUUUCUCGUGAAGAUGUUCUGCGAUUUGCAGAACGGGACUCCCUAAACAUAGCCUGGCACUUCCUGGUAUACAAUAGAUUUUUGAUUAAUGCAUUUUUAUGGCCAAGAUGCUAGAAUUCAUGUCUUCGUGCUUGAGUGGGGGCUGAAAAAGAAGCAGCUUUUGUGGUUUCAGUGUGGGCAAAAAAGGGGAACAAUCUGUGUGUUUUGUGCUUUCUGGAAAAGAUUGUUAAGAGGUUUAAGGUGGAUAGAAGCAUUCUAUGUGGAUUUGGACAUUUGGAUAUCUUAUACGUUCAAAUUACGAUAGGUAUAUUGAUGGUUACUAUAUUCUCUCAGUGUGAGCUGGUGGGUGUGUUUUCUUUUCACUAUUGUUUUGUUUUCUCUGUGUUCCUUCCUUUGUUAAUUUGUUAUAAAAUACUCUUUUGAAAGAAAGGAAAGGCUUUGGGGAGCUUGACUGAUGUUGUUUGGAACUGGGAAGCUUGCUCCCCAUCUUCUUAACCUAUAUGUAUUCUCAGUGUGAGCUGGUGUGGGUUUUUCCCUUUUCUUUUUUCCUGUUAAAUUUGUUAUAGUUUUAUUUUAAAAAAGAAAGGGUUUGGGGGAGCUUGAUCAAUAUUGCUUUGAGACGAGCACUGCCACCCUGCUUGGAAGCUUGCUGCCCCUCUACUCAACCUGUAUGUUUGCAGAGGCAUCAUGCAUUUUCCUAUAAAGGAAAAAAAACCCUAAUAAAUGGCUGUUCUAAAAUUCUGUGCCUUGGAUAUGUGAGAGAGAGGUCUGAAACACUGCUUGGGUGCACUGGAGGGAAAAUACAUAUUCUGCACUUAUGCUAAUUAACAGGAAGCCUGCAAGUGAGCAUUUGUCAUAUCUUGGUUUCCCCCCUCUUUGAAGAUAACAUGUAUGGCUUGAAUUUGGGCUUUUAUCCUUUUUUAAUGCAGUCUGUUGUUGUAGGGGUUGGUUGCUGGAAGAAGCAAUAAAGACAGAGUUUGUGACACUGAGAGGUGUUGGACAGAUGAAAUGAAUUUCAGAGAGUUAAAAUCCAUGCCCUGGAUUCCCUAAACCAGCUACCAACUGCUUGGUCCCUGCCCCCCCCCCCAAAAUGCCCAACACAAAACAGUAUUAGGUGUAGUGUUGAUUCUUUUCUAAUAGGUCUUUUGUUCAUGUGAUUUUCUUAAUAAAUACUAGUAAGUUCAACUUGUGUCAAAAUCCUCCAUUUGGCCAGUGUUUCCAAGUUGUCAGUGUUUAUACUACAUUUUUUUUAGAUUUGCCUUGAGACAGUCUUUAAACCUCUUUUGUUGUCCGCCAGCAUUGUGCUUUCCGUUUUUAAGUUCGGAAUAGAGGAGUUGCUUUGGAAGACGAUAAUCAGGCAUCUGCACCACAUGACCAGUCCAAGUUGAUGUUGAAGAAUCAUUGCUCCGACAUUGGUGAUCUUUGCUUCUUCCAGUACACAGUGAAAUGUAGAAACAGCCAGACUGCCUUAUCUCUUUGAAAUUACUUAGAAGGGUGUCUGCACUCUUGUUUCCAGAAAUGACUGUAUUCCAGAGAUUCCAAUGCUGAACUUUAAAAUCUGUGGAAAGGACAAGGAAAGGACCUUUCAUUUGUACUUUGUUUUAAAUUACUUACUCCUCUUUUUGUGGGCCUGCCUGCACCCGGGAAUGUGAUUUAGAGUAUUUGCAAUCUGUUUGUCUGCUUGGGAUGGUGGGAAGGGGCUUUUAGGUGGUGGUGAGGGGCUGCUAGUUGUUUCUUUGUUUGCUUGCUUAAAAUUGAAUACAUGAAUAUUUGUGUGUAUGGAAAAAAGAAGGGUGCCUUCAUAUUUUCCUUUAUAACUUUCUAGUAGGCUUUGAGUCUUAUUUCUGCUUCUUUUUUAGUGACAGUUCAGAACCUCUGCCCCCUACAGGGAGGGGCCCUGGUGCAGUUGCCCCGUUUGCCCCAUGAUAAAUCUGGGCAUAAAUGAGAGCUAUGUUUACCUGUCUCAAGAUUUCCUUGUUUAUGCCAACAAACCUUUAUUUCAUUUCAUUUCAUUUCAUUAAAAAAUAUUUCCAGCCUUUUUGAUGGUGAAUUUUGUUGCACAUGUGAUAAUAGCUGUUGCAAUAGUGUGCUAUAAAUGGCUCUUUAUUAAGUACCUCUUAACUGCAGUCUUGCCCCAACUAUCUAAAUUAGAUGGUUUCUGACCCUUUCCCUUAUACAGUGGUGCCCCGCAAGACGAAUGCCUCGCAAGACGGAAAACCCGCUAGACGAAAGGGUUUUCCGUUUUUGAGUUGCUUCGCAGGACGAAUUUCCCUAUGGGCUUGCUUCGCAAGACGAAAAUGUCUUGCAAGUCUUGAGAUUUUUUUUUCGCUUCCCCCUUUAUCUAAUCUGCUAAGCCUUUAAUAGCCUUUAAUAGCCUUUUAGCAGCUAAUCCGCUAAGCCUUUAAGCCUUUAAUAGCCGCUAAACCGCUAAUAGCGCUAAUCCGUUAAGCCGCUAAUAGGGUUGCUUCGCAAGACGAAAAAACCGCUAGACGAAGACUCUCGCGGAACGGAUUAAUUUCGUCUUGCGAGGCACCACUGUAAUAGUUAAUGAGUAAAUGUAGUGGCUUGACUUACUGUAAAAGCUUGAAACCGCUACAGGCAUUGUAGUACAUUGAAGUACAUUGAAGUACAUCCUGAUUGUUUCAGAUGCGUCAUCGGGAGGCUGACAUAUUUUUUUAAUAGUCAAUCAUUAUUUCUAGUAGCUGGAGGACAGCUAGACCCAGCUGCCUCGUGUUACUCAGAGUUGAAGGAAGACAGCAAAGGGACCAGCCGUGCUUCAGGUGAAGAGGUCAGAAUGCUGAGGAUGAAAUAAGAACUCUGAGACACAAGAGUGUAAAAACAUUCCCUAGAGUACAGUGCUAAUAUAUACUGAAAAAUCUGGACCAAAUUAUUCAGAUACAGUGGUACCUCGGGUUAAGUACUUAAUUCGUUCCGGAGGUCCGUUCUUAACCUGAAAUUGUUCUUAACCUGAAGCACCACUUUAGCUAAUGGGGCCUCCCGCUGCUGCUGUGCCACAGCCACACAAUUUCUGUUCUCAUCCUGAAGUAAAGUUCUUAACUCGAGGUACUAUUUCUGGGAUAGCGGAGUCUGUAACCUGAAGCGUAUGUAACCUAAAGCAUAUGUAACCUGAGGUACCACUGUACUCUCCUUGGUCAUUUCUGGAUAGGGGAGCCCUGCAUUUCUUCUUAGUGUGGUACAGCAGCUGGCUCCAGGGACCUCUGGUGAACCAGUGUGGUGUAGUGGUUAAGAGCAGUGGACUCGUAAUCUGGUGAACCGGGUUCAGUUCCCUGCUCCUCCAUAUGCAGCUGCUCUUGGGCUAGUCACACUUUUCAGAAGUCUCUCAGCCCCACUCACCUCACAGAGUGUUUGUUGUGAGGGAGGAAGGGAAAGGAGAAUGUUAGCUGCUUUGAGACUCCUUCGGGUAGUGAUAAAGCGGGAUAUCAAAUCCAAACUCCUCUACCCUGCUUCUGAUUUCUUGUUCCUGAAUCUUCAGAGAAGCAGGUACCUGGUUUAGGAAGUCAAGAAGGAGCCAGACUGGAGGAAACUGGGCGUCUAAACUGCAGCAAUAGAAUAAUAGAACACUUCAGUGGUUUUACUUAGAGAAGACUUGCUGAAAUUAACAAGCCUAACUUAGUCACUCCCAUUAAUUUCAACUGUUCUGCUCAGACUAAUGUUGGCUGCACUGAGUGAAGAAUUUGAGGCCAUCCAGAUGUUGUUGGUCUCCAGCUCUGAUCAGACCAGCCAGCAAACUCAACAGUCAGGGAUGAUGGGAGUUGCAGUCCAUGACCACCUGGAGGUCCUCAUGUCUUUUGGCCCUGCCAUAUAUGAUAGCAAAAUAGUUCUAGAAUUAGUUGUCAAAGCAGUGAAGCUGACUUUCAACCAGCCAAACUAAUGCAAUUGGCAGAUAAACUCCAGGGCAGUGUUGGGUUGACACACCAGAGAAAACUGGCACACAUAUAGAGGAAAAAGUGCAGAAAAGACUUUCUAUUCUUUGUGGUGUGAUCAGUUUUUUUGUCACAGUUCUUGGUUUUGUAGGGAAAGAGUGGGCUGAGGCCUAGCUCAUUGGAGGCUUUUUUGGCAGUGAAGAGAGAUUUUAGUGCUGUCGGGAAAUUGCCAGGAUCUGAUGAGUAGCAUGUGUUACCCAUUCCCGUAGCUGGGAUGCUGACACUGAUUCUCAGACAUAUGCGUAAACUAAAAUAAUGUGUGCUUCUGAGAGCAGAGCCAUAGCUACGGAGGAUGGGGCUAGCCAGGUUUAUUGGCCCGGAUGAAGCCUCCCAGCAUGUGUGUGUGUGUGUUUGUUUGUGUAUGCAAAUGUGUGUGGGGGGGUGCCAAACUGGUUCUUUGACCCGGGUGAAAUAAAGCCUACUUUUGCCCCUGUCUGAGGGUACUUCUAGCCAAUAUAUUGCAAGGGGCAUUAAAGUGCAUAGCAGAACUUUAUGUUUGCACAGUUAAAGUGGAUUAAAACGCUCUGUUGCCCUAGCACAACAGAUCCACUUAAAAAAACCGAAAAAGACUUUGCAUGGUUUGGAAAGUGACUGGGAAAUGAUUGAAAAGUGCAGAAUGAACAAAUGAUUAUUGGGAAGACAUGUAAGCGUCCUGCAAGCAAAUUGGGAUGGAUACAAGACAAAUCCUAAUGGUUGUUUAACCACCCCAUAAGCAAAUUGGAUUGGAUGCUCAGUAAGGACCAUCCAUAAUCUAACCAAUGUGUAAGCAAAUUAGAAUGCUGAAUAAAUAGGUUGUCUGGAGGAGCUUAGUUGGAGAAACAAGAACUUCUGAAUCUUCAGGAUAAAGACCUCAGCCACACACUUGCGCUGGUCAGAGAUUGUACCUUUAAAUCAUCAAAUCAUCUUGCCUUUUGCUGUGGCAAACCUGCCUAGUGUGAGAUUUCUGCUCCUUUCAGGUGUUUGUGCUUCUUCCCCUUUUACUUUUAGUCAGUGCUUAAAAUAACAUAAUUGCUCUACAGGAUCUCUUACAGAUCCAUUCUUUUGACCCCUUUCAUGUAAAUUUUUCUUCCCUCUACUUUUUUUGAAAGAUGUGUUUUUAAAUAACUGGAUCAAAUGCAAAUUUUAUCCAAGUGGUAACUGUGUUAGGGUUCAUCCACCUGUACCUUUGCUCCACAUUUCUAGACACAGGUCCAGGCUUUCCAGGUCCCCCCAUUUUUUAUUUAUUUUUUACCCCAGCGCUUUCCCUGUGAAAACCCACUGUUUACUGCUGGACUGGAGCAAACAGGAAUCUGCAGAAAACCUGAAUUGCUGUUUGCUCCGAUUCAGCGUUCCAGAGUGGGUUUUCUUGGGGGAAGCGGAGGGAGUGCUUGGACAUGGACCAGGAAAUCUCAGAUCUGUGCCUAGAAAGCACAGAGCAGACAGUAAGUGUGGCUGAGCCCUUAGUGCAGUGGUUUUCAACCCGUGUGCCGUGGCAUCCCCAUUCCUAUUUAAUUUUGGCGUUCAGCCUUUUCUCACUUUCGUUCUUCUUCUCGCACAAACCAAACUACUGUAGAUGACUAGCUGAGCAACUGCGGGGGGAGGGGGGGAGUUUGUAGGGUGAGCCGUGAGAAAAUCUUACAAAAAACCAAAAAACCCAACCUGGUCCAGCUCAUAGUUAUCAAGGCAGUUUUAUCUGUUUCCGCCCUGUUCCGAUCCUAGGGGUUGGUAGAAAGCCUAGGGAUUAAAAACAACACAAAUUGCAUUGCAUGGGGUUGGACUAGAUGAUGUGCACUGUGCAUAGGAAUUUGUUCAUAUUUUUUUCAAAAAAUAGUCUGGCCCCACACAAGGUCUGAGGGACAGUGGAUUGGCCCCCUGCUGAAAAAGUUUGCCAACCCCUGAACAACGGCUGCAAUCUCACCAAGAGAUUCCUUCCCCACAGCUUAUGGGUGGCAGCUGAGCAACCAAAUAAGUUUCAUAGCUGUGCAAAGAGCUGAAGGGCAGGUCUCCACCAUUCAAGCCCAAUGCUUGGCUACUCUGCCACAUUGACGUAAUAUAAAUAUAUUAUUGCUAUAGCUUCAUCUUGAGCUGCUUUCUUGAUUCAUUAACACUUUUUUCGUUGUUGUUGUGUGUGUGGUGGUUUUGGGCCAUGGUAACCUCAAGAUUCACACUUGAAGCAUAGACCUGGGAGGAGGAGGAGAAUCAUUAGCAAGUGGGUUUUAAGUAAGUUGAGUCUAAAUACAUCAGAAAAGCUUGCUAAAAAUAACUAAGAAGCACGACAGAUUCUUAAAUCUACUUUGGUUUGUUUGAAAAGAACUCUGCUUAACUCUCAUGGGAAGGCUUGUUUUUGGAAAACAUGAGGAAGGGCACGUCGGCAAGAUAAUUUUAACAUAGAACAGCUAUAACAUCACGAUGUACUCUCAAGUCAGGGGCUAUUUGUGGGUGAAGUGUAUAGAGCCUAGUCUGGGCUAGGGAGGUGUGUGUAUGCAAUUCGGAUGCACAGCAUUUGCCAAGUGACAACUUUCCACAGUGUACAUUUAACUGAUCAGCAAAUGGAUUAUCUCUGAGCCAAACUCGAUGUUAGAAGGAAAUGCUUGAGCAUGUCUCCCAGUGGAAGUUCUAAAGCUGAAAAGGUAUCUGUGGGAGGCUGUCAGGUUGAGCAGACGACAUCAAGGGUGGUGUGCUUAGGGUGGCCAUGAGUCCUGCUUUACAAAGGGCAGUUCUCUUUUUGAAGGGCUGCCAGAAAGCUCCCCUCCCCAUUCCCAAACUGCCUACCAGGACUGGGAAAGGGUUUUGCCAUUCCUCUUUUGGAUUUCUGAUGAAAUGCAGAAGGGUGGCAAGGAAGUCCUUCACCACUUGGCAGGAUAACUGCUUUAUUUAUAGGAGUAUAAACCACCAACUCAUAGAAAAAUAUGGUGGUGUGCAUCCUCAUCAAACUAAAACAUCAUUCAAAUUUAUAAAAGGCAGGAAAUUUGUUCACUGGAUAUGCCCAGUGGAGUAGACGUAUAUCUUGGGUUUCAGUGCAGGGGUUGGUUUUUGGAAGUGGGGGAACCUACAUUAGCUGUGGAAGCUCUAGGCUCAACAUAGUCAAAUGCCGGGCUUGUUAUUUUUCUUGAGUCCUCUGAAAACCUUUUGACUUCCCUGCCAUAAACCAUCAGUCCCUCCACCCACAUCGCUAAGGAAUUGGCUCUGGCAUACUUCAUCAGCUUUCUUUUCCUGAUUUGGGUGGAGCUUCGCCUUGCCCUACCUGCACUUUGACCUUUUUCUUUAAUCAUGCAAACUCAGUCCCUUUAAAAGCAGGUGCACCUGCACCCAGUUGGCAAUUGACAGUAGAGGAGGUCUGGUGGAGCUGGUCUGCCACAUCAAAGCCAAUGGAGUGAGCUCUGCUACCCAGCCAUCCCACUGCACACUUCACAGUUGUUGUAUGUGUCCCUAUCCAGCCACAGACCCACAUAAGUCUGUGCAGGACAAGUAUCUCUCAUGCAAAAAGCCAUGGGGAGGGAAUGCUUAACCCUUCCCCUUCUGAGACUCUCCUCCCAAAUGGGUCCAGAACCCUAAAGCAGCUUAUGCAGGGAGUUUUAGGGGGAAAUGGGUAGGGAGGGAAGUCGGAGAUGGAGAGCCUUCCCCUGCUUGUUGCUGUACUUCAACUCCCAUCAUCCCUGACCGUUGGCUAUACUUGCUGGCAUUGAUAGUCCAGCAACAACUGGAGGGCCAAGGGUUCCCCAGUUCUGGGUUAAGUAUUUCCUUCUUCCGCUCCUUGUGUUCCGCAGCCCAUUGUGGCACAUGGUUGCAGUGUAACAUGGAAUAUGCAAUCCUUGGUAUUUCCUUACAAGUCUUGUUUUCUUUUCUUACUUAUUUGUAUCCCAUCUUUUCCAUCAUGGGACCCAAGGUGGCAUGUAUGUGAUGCUCAGGCCCAGGCGCUGGGAGACCAGACCCAGAACUGCUUAGUUUCAGCAAGGUGCUAGCUUCAUAGAAUCAUAGAAUUGUAGAGUUGGAAGGAAUCUUAACUAAAGCAUCCAUGGCAGAUGGCCAUAAUAAUAAUAAUAAUAAUAAUAAUAAUAAUAAUAAUAAUAAUUUAUUUAUUUAUACCCUGCCCAUCUGGCUGAGUUUCCCCAGCCACUCUGGGCGGCUUCCAAUCAAGUGUUAAAAACAAUACAGCAUCCAACUCUUGCUGAGCCAAUUGAAGCAAUUGGCGGUGGAGGGAGGAGCUUCUCCAGGGUGGGAACUAGGUGGGGUUUUGGAGUGGCACAGGGUUUGCUGUGUGAGACAGUGUGCUGGAUUAGAUGGGCCUUUGACCUGAUCCAGCAGGGCUCUUCCUAUGCUCAGAGCAAAGGAGGCAAGAGAUGAGGCAAGGCAGUGCAAUAAGCUAUUCAGACUGGAGAGUUACAGAAGUUUAUGUAGAUAGGGUUGCCAUGCAGCCUGCAAAUGUUGUGGUUUCUUUGUCCACACCACCCCCCCGCCCCGUCUCCUUCCUGUUGUGUGACACUUGCUCACUGCAGCAGCUGAGGGAGGAGUAGGGUGGAAGUGGGUGGGGGAGAGGUGCAGAUGACAAGACCGGAGGAGGAACAGACUUCGCUGCAUUGCUUUCCUGAUACAUUUGGGGGAUUUAAAUGUACAGGACAGAUCUCUCUGGAUUCUAGGCUUAUAACCUUGUAUGUAUGAGUGAAUAGCAUGGUGCAAGUCACCUGACAUCCUAACCCAGAAGAAAAUAAUCCUAGUUUCUCCUUUUUCUGUCUUACUAUAUUGGGGCUGAAGGAGUGGGGUACUGAGACCUGUUUUCCUUAGCCCUUUACCUCAUGUACAGAGUGUACACUUAACACUCCAUUUGCAUUAACUAUUCAUCCUCUUAAAGUCUUGAUUCCUAGUUUGUUAGUCCUCCCCCCACCCCACCCCCCGCUUAGAGUUUCUAGUGGGCUAAAGCAGGAAAUCGAAGAGAUCUGCUACAGGACAGUAACAAGAGCUUUUAUUUUACAGUAUUUUAAUUGAUUUUAUUAUUUGCUCCCCUAGGCAAGGGUGUGCAACAGGCUCAGAGGAGGAUGGUGGGGCAGGAGAGACUAUUGCUGCAUCCUAUUUUGCUGGUACUGAUCUGUUAAAUCUCCAGAUUACAACCUGGCAGCUCUACCCUAGUUUUUCUUCUUGUUUACACUGGGAAGAGCUGCUCCCUGCUCCAUAGAGAGAAACAAAAAACUGCUUUAGUUCUAAACUUCUUUCCAGGAGUACUGAAUUGUUUGGUUAGGUAUCUUUCCAGGAGUUAUUCGUGCUGCUUUCCAAGAGCUGCAGUGUGAGCUUGAAUGCUCUUCAGCUGAGGGAUGGUGUGGAACUUUGCCUACUGAUGUACAUAAUUUGAGAGGUGAAUGUCCACUGUGGAAUCCAGCUUGCCAUGUUUUGUUUAGAUGUGCAGUCUUCUCUCUUAGAUCCAGCUUCAGGGAAACCAGCUUUUUCUAGCUGUGCAUAUAGGGAUGCUGGGGAUUCAGUUCAGUUCACAUUUUAAUACAAAAUUCCCUCAUCUGCACUUUCUGGAACAUUGUGCAAAGUGAAACUCAGUUAUCCUUAAAAUGUUGCACUUCUCUGAAUUUGUGAAGCAGUUCUCCAGCCAAGGAAUGUGUCCAAAAAUGCAUAUGCUAGGGUGCAUAUGCCUAGGACCCACAUCCCUACGGGACCGCCUCUCCUGGUCUGCCCCGCGGAGGACCUUAAGGUCCACAAAUGACAACUUUUUGGAGGUCCCAAGUCGCAAGGUGGUUGGAUUGGUCUCAACUAGGGCCAGGGCCUUUUCAGUACUGGCCCUGACUUGGUGGAAUGCUCUGUCACAAGAGUCUAGGGCCCUGCGGGACUUGACAGCUUUCCACAGGGGCUGCAAGACAGAGCUGUUCCACCUGGCCUUUGAUUUGGACUUGGUUUGACCCUUAUGUUUCCCUCCCCUUACGGUUUUGAUCUAUGGGCUACUUUUAAAAUGAGGCUGCAUUUUAAAUUGGUCUUUUCCCCCCUAUUAUGUUUAUUGUAAUUUUACUGGUGUUAUCUGCCCUGAGCCCGGCUCUGGCUGGGGAGGGCGGGGUAUAAAUAAAAUUUAUUAUUAUUAUUAUUAUUAUUAUUAUUAUUAAUGGGUGCAUAAAAAUGCAUAUGUUAGUGAAAAUAAUAUACAAAACUGCAUUGCAUAUGGGGAAUUACUUGCAAAAAUGUGUAUAUUGGAGAAAAUUGUAUACAGAAGUAUGUGUAUCAGAGAAAUAAACAAUAUAAUGCUGAUGAGUUCUCAUGAGCUUUUUAAAAACAAUGCAAACUGAUGUGGAAAUGCGGAGAACUCCGUUUAAGAUUAGAACAAUUAAAAAAUCUGAAAUUGACAGAUUUGUCCACACCCUGGUGCAGAAAACCAGCUGAUUGUAAACUUCAUGAUAUCACAGACUCACCCCAGAGACCACAAACAGCAGCAGUUUUUCAUCAUUUUAAAAAUGAAUUCCCAGUCAUUCGGACUCUGCUGGGCAACAGCACGGCACAAAGGGCCUCAGCAGCAGAUCUCAGUGCAGGAUAAUAUUGGGGGGGGGGUGCUGCUUCAGAUACCUGGAUCCUAAGUUAUUUAGGGUUUUACACAUUGGCACCUUGCAUUGGGCUCAGUGGUGAACCUGGUGCAGUUGUGUCGAUUUGCUGUGCUUUGUUCGUUAGCUUUCUGCAGGGCAUCCAACCCCCCCCCCCCCGGUCCAUAUCAUCCUGAAUUUUUCCUGUGGUUCCUCCUCCUUUUUUGGAUCACAGACAAAUGGAAGAAUAGCAUCAUCUGUGCAAGUGUAAAUGCCUUUAGCACUACUCAUGCCUUUUUUAAAAGGUGAGGUUUUGACGUGGGCAGUGGCCUGUUCAGAAAGUGAACUCAUCAUAGCUCAACACAAAUUCAGUAUGACAUUUUGGGGGUGGGGUGGGGGGUUUCCAUUUGAUAACUGUUGUUUGGUUUCUUUAACCUGUCUUUUAACUAUUUCUAGAAUGCUUUUCUGGCAAAUAUACAUACAUACAUACAUACACACACACACAGUACUAUAACACCAUCACCCUAUAGCACUAUUGUGCAUUAUAUAGCAUUAUCAAACUAUAGCAACAUAAUAACUUAACAUUAACAUUAACCCAGUAUGGUGUUAUAGUGUUAUACUAUACGUGGGAAAGUAAUAAUUAUCUUUAAUUAUCUUUUAAGAUAAUUAAAAGAUUGAUAAAACUCUUCAUGGGGUUUUUCAAAAAACAAAAUCAAACUAAGUUUUACUCAGAGUUGACCCACAAAAAUGAAUGGAUCUAAGUUAGUCAUGCUCAUUCAAUUCAGUGGGUCUCCUCUGCGUUAUACUAGCAUUGUGUACAGCCUUCAAGAAGGUUAUAAAAUGGCUCUUAGAAGGGAAAAGGGUUAGAGUGAAGUUAACUGGAUAAAAAAUAGUUGAAAACCUACUAAUGCAUGUAUGCACAUUAUUAUUAUUAUUAUUUUCAGUCUGAGCUGUUGAAAAACUUCUAAGGAGAGGGAAACGAUGACAUUCCACUUCUAUUACUGCCAAGUGUUAUAAACUGGACAGAUUUGUUUUUCCAACUAGGAAAUUUACAGACUUUGCUGAUAUUGUUAGUGACUCCAUAAAACAUCCCUUGGAAAGACUUUGCACUGGAUUUGUAAACUGAUCCAUUUUUAAACACAGGGUCAGUCACCUUGUAGUUCAGAUUACAGUUUACAUAAAUGCAUUGAUACCGUGAGACUGAAAUACAGUAAACUAAAGGGACUCAUAUACUGUAUUUAAAAACAGCUUAGGGAUUAUCCACAUCUCUGUUUGUCCUUUUGCUUUCCUCUGGGAAAACCCGCGGUUUAGCAACUGGGUUUUCAACAGAUUGCCUUUAGCUCCGAUUUAGCACUUGAGUGGCUUUUCUGGAGGAAAGGGGCAAGGCAAAAGCAAAACCAAUCAUCCCGUGGCCAGAAAGCGAGCAAGUGGAAAACUUGGCCCCGUGCUUUCCAGGCAUGAGACAAGCAGAAAUGUGGACCAGCUCUCAGUUACAAUAGGACAGAAUGCUAGCAUCAGGUUUCUGUUCCCACUGGGCAGGGGCUUACCAAGGGGUUGGCCGGGUUGGCCCCCACCAACAGUGCAGGUCCAGGGGUGCACAAAAACUGACAUCUCAGGUAUAAGUCAGCCUCCCGUGUUCCUAUUGUGGAUAUAAACACUGUCAUAGAUGGUCUAUUGGGGGGGGGAUGCGUGAUGUUGGGGAAAGAGGCCCUUUUUUAGCAGUAAACAAUACAUUCUCAGAUUGGCCAGUGUGACGUAGCUUCUCUUGAGUGUGGUGACAGCCAACUUCUACUUUUCCCACUGCAGAUGACGAAUUCCAAGAUGUCCCUGUGGAGCCUUGUCUCUGACAUGCCUCCAGAGCUAUUCAGUGGCCUCUUUGAAGAAUUUCCUCGAAGCCUGCGAUGCCUGCUGGGGGACUGGUUAGAAAACCAGCCUUGGUAAGUCUACAGAGGAGCAUUGUUCGAAAACAGCUUUGUUUUCUCCAGACAAACUCCCAGCACUGCUAUCAGUUCCCUCAUCUCAUCCCGCACAACUGUUCUUCAUAUACAGAUUGAAGUGAAGACGUGUCCUUGUAGGGCUUUCCCUCUUUGCAGUUUAUUAUUUUAUUUAUUUAUAGAAAUAUUUGUAUACUGCUGUGUCAUAAAAAUAUAUCAUAGUGUUUUACAACAAUAUAAAAACAUAAAACCAGUAGUUUUACCAUCAGUGACUUAACUCAGGGUAAGAUGUUGCAAUGUGAUGUCAUCCCUGUACCAGGGGUUAGGUCAGUUUUCUUAAAGAAGCUUUCCCCAACCUAGUAGCCUCCUGAUCUUGUUGGACUCCCAACUCCCAUUGGCUGCAGUCAGCAUGGACAGUAGUCAGGGAUGAUGGGAGUUGUAGUCCCCAUCUGGAAGUCUGGGGAAGUCUACUGAAAUGGCUCUUCAGCUGCGCAAGAACAUUAUGCAGGUCCAGCUUCUCCAGACCUGCUCCUUUGGCCAGCAGACAAAGGCUGUGAUGCUAUACAGGUUUACCUAAGAGCAAGUCCCACUGAACUGAAGGGGGAGGGCUUCUUUCUUCUUUCUUUUAAAAUAUUUUAAAUUGAUUUUCAGAACAAAUAACAGUUAUAAAGCAACUGCAAGCAGAACAACAAAGUGCAGUACUCCAGUUCCAAAAAACAUACAUUGUAAAACUUUUUAUAAAAGAAUGGUAAUGGUUUAUUGAAUUUUUACAGAUAAAUUGUAAACAGAUAAGAACAUUGGCAGGAUUAUUGUAAUAACCUGCAGUUUCAUAAGAGUAUAUAUUUAAAGAAGAUGAAUAAAUGAGCAAAUUAAACUACCGUAAUUUGAAUAUGCAGAAGAUAUUAAGAGUAAAUUUAAGGAACCACAGAAAGAGGGGGAAGGAAGUUAAGUUUUGAAAUGUCAUAAUGCUUGUAACAUUAGUGAAAUGUAUAAACCUAAAAAGUAUAUAUAUAUUUUUUUAAAAACCCAAAAACAUGCAUUAUCAAAAUUACAUUCCUGUAAACAAAAAAAGCAGUCAUUUUAGCUCCCCGUUGUACAUCAUCCUCCCUCAUAGGUGGGCUGUUAGGUCCAGAACCUCUCCCCACAGAUACAUGCGAUGCUGGAGGAAGGCCCAAAUAACAUGUUCAUUUUUACAUAACUGAAAAAGGAAACCACACUUUUUUCAUACUGGUCCUUUUUUGACUGGGAUUUACUUCAGAGUAGACAGGUAUAGGCAUACUGUUAGUGUUGUGUAGCCUUAGGCUGUGUACACAUCAUACAUUUCCCUUGGAAAUGAGGACCUGACAGGAAUAAUACUACUUGAGCCUAAAGAGGGCAAUAAUUGGGGGGGGUUGUUUUGUUUUUCUCAUUGAUUUUAUUAUUUACUUGGUGGUGUUCUGUAUUUUUAUGUUGUGAACCACCCUGAGAUCUUCAGAUGAAGAAUGGUAUACAAAUUUAGAUAAUUGAUUAAUAAUUUUGAGGACAUUUAAAGAAUCCUAGGACCCUCACAAAGCCACAAUUCCCAGCACCCUUAACAAACUACAGUUCCCAGGAUUCUUUGGGGGAAGCCAUGUGGUUUAUUAUGGUGUGUACAGAGCCUCAGAGAGUUGUCCUUUCUCCAGUGGCUGGCUGUGUAGGAAUGCCUUUGGCAAAAAACAAAAACUCUUCAUGUUUUGUUGCUUGAGAGAAAUGGGGCCUAUUAGGUGAUGCGGUGGCUUGGACAAAAUUUUGAAAAGGAAGGAGUGGGUGGAUUUGGCUGUGGAAUAAUGACCUACAAGUCUCCAAUUCUCCUUCUCUCUUUCUCAUCCUGUCCCCACUCCUGCUUGCCCCAACUAUCCUGGUCUCCUCAGGGAAUUCAUCAACAGCUCAGACACCUUCUGUGCGGUUCUUGCUGACAGGCUCCUGUCUGCCAUGGUGGAGAGACUGCAAGACCUAGCCAACAAAAACUGCCAGACUGGCCCAAUGCUUCAGGUCAUUGCCAAUAUCGAGGUAUGUAGGAGACUGAUGUCUGCUGAAAAAGGCCCGUGCUGGAGAGGGGCAGAUCAAAACAGGGCCUUCUGCUCUGCCAAUUUUAUCCUCUUACGUUACCUUCUUGUCCCUUUUUGUGGACAACGCAGCAGUUUGUUAUACUGGAACACCUAAUGAAGGUGUGUUUUUCAAAACUUUAGGAAAGUUAGCCUUUGGUAACUUAGGAACAGGGUGGAUUUGAUGACUGAAAAGGAUUGCUGUCUUAGGAUUGCUGAAUACCUCCCCAAGCAACCUCCCCCUCAUGGGGGAAGGAAAGGUAAACCCACUGAAAUAAAUGAGCCUAACUUAGCCAUUUUAGUGGGUCUGCUCUGAGCAUGACUAGCAUUGGAUACAACCCUUUGCCAAUUAUGUGCUAAGUUUCCAGGCUUUUGAGAGCCAGUUUCUUAGGCAAGGUGUGACAUAAUAAACAAUGGUGGGCUUACAGCUUGCAGUAUGGGUUCACUUUUGGGGAACAUGACCCACCCCAGCUUGUUGCCCCGAGUGCCCUUCCUUCCCAGGGUCACUAAGGGAGUGCUGGAGAACCUGUGGCCUUCCAUCCAGAUGUUGCUCUACUCCAGCUCCCUUUAGCCUCUGUCAGCUUGCCCAACAGCCAGGGAUGAUGGGAGUUGUAGUCCAACAACAUCUAUAAGGCCGCAGGUUCCCCAUUCUUGUCUAUACAGCAAUUUCAGUCCAUUCUUGUGAUGGGGAUAAACCAUGGGACAACCUCACAGGUGGCUUGAGGCACAAGCAUUAACAACAUUUGUCUUCUUCCCAAUAAUUCUAGAAUAGAUACCGGAGAGAGCCGCUGCAGUUGGUGGGGCCUAUAAAAAGAAUCUUAGAGGGAGAGCAAGCAGCAGCCCAACAGGUAAGAGGAAUGGCCAACGUGUGGCGGCUGGUCCUUUCUUUCUUUUACAUCUGGGCCCUCAGGCUGAGACUCUUCUGAUUGCUUGUGGCCACUGUUUUGUAGGAUCACUGCAGCUUCACUGCCCAGUUUACCCUAGUUCUUCAGCAUGUCACGAAGCAAUAGCUAUUUAGCUAUUAAAUAUGUAGAAGAUGGAAGCAGGAAGUGCCACGUCUCACUUUUGCUUCUUAUAGUUUCAGAAUGUGGCCCUCUUCAUCCAACGCCAACGGGAAGAAUUGAGGUUUAUAUUCAGUCUGCAGAAGCUGCAAUACAGAGUGCAGGAGAUUCAGGCGCUCCGGGAGAGCUUGAAUCAGAUGAACGGCAACGCAAGAGGUGAGGAGGUAGAGAUGAACGCUGCCAAGUUGGAGGGUACACAGGGACAGGUGCCUUCUUCCACCAUCACCUCACUUUGGCCACCCUCUUCUUCUCUCCCCCUGAUGCCUCCCCCCACUGCUCCAGUGCCCUCAUAGGCCCCACAACCCCAAAGGUUGGCUGAGCAAACUUGCCACUCUUGCAUUGGGGCCAGAGAUGGCUUACCUUAAAAUGGCAGUUGUUCCAUGCUAAUGCUGCUGGCUUUCUGUGCUGUAUGGGAACACCCUGGGAUGCAAAGAGUCCUGGACUUGAUCACUAUACAGUGGUACCUCGGGUUACAGAUGCUUCAGGUUACAGACUCCGCUAACCCAGAAAUAGUCCCUUGGGUUAAGAACUUUGCUUCAGGAUGAGAACAGAAAUCGUGCGGCGGCAGCGGGAGGCCCCAUUAGCUAAAGUGGUACCUCAGGUUAAGAACAGUUUCAGGUUAAGAAUGGACCCCCAGAAUGAAUUAAGUUCUUAACCCGAGGUACCACUGUAGUCAGUCUUAAUGUCACAAUUGUAGAGAUAAAACUGUUGAGAGGUGUGGAAGGAUGCCAUGGAUGGGCAGUGCUGAUUUUGAUUUCUUACUCCCCCUUCACCAUAAGGUUACCUGCAGUUUUAAAAUAGAACAGUAAAAAGAGAUUUAAACAAAUUACUGAAGAUCCUAGACACUGCAAGGGUUUCAGAGAGAGGCUUCCCUUUCUAGCUGUGCUUGCUUGACCACAAAAUUCACCAGAUCUUCUUUUGUGGCAAGGUUUGCUACCCUUUCAACCUGUAUGAAAUCAAGGACUUAUUGUGAAAAAAAAUUAUUGGCAUCCAUCUGUCUCCAGAGACAGUGGAAGAGUGCAACUUCAGGGGCCAAGUCAAACUGUUGGGAGGUUACAGAGCCUACUGUGGCUGUAGAGACCAAUACGGGAGUGACACGUUUUGUUGCAGCUGGGGCAGAUGAAAGCAUCAGGUUUCGCCGUUACAGGUGCACCGUGGCGUUUCUUCUCUCUGCUCUCCUCUCAGCAGCCAUUCCUCCCCUGGUCACUGCUGUCUGUCUCCAGGCCCUGUGAUCAUCUGUGAACAAAUAUAAUACUGGCUAUCAAAUAAUACCACAUUAUUUUAGAUUAUUAAAUAUAUAUAGAGAGUACAGGGCACAAUUGUUGAGCAGUAACCAUAGCUCCUAGUUAGGGAAUUGGUGUGGGUUUUUUGGUCAGUAUGGAGAUAGCAAGCAAAAUUCCAAUAUAAUUAGAUUUCUGUAAAAUAUAUCUCAUGAUGCUUUUUGCUGACCUGCACAAGCCUUUCCCUGCCACAAAGGUAUAUUUUUGAAACAGAAUGUAAUUCUGAACCUCAUCAUGCACCCACACAUUUUUCUGCUUGCCCAGCAGAAAACUGCUACGCUUUGCCCACAGAGUAUUAGGAACAGGAAGUUGCUGGGCAGAGCAAUCAUAUAUGCCAGUUAUGCUGGGGGAAGGGAGUAAGUCCUUGCCUUGUCCUUCUGUGAUAACUUAACUUAGGCCUGAAGUUCUUCUGCAGACGCUAAUCAUGAUUUUACGGUCUUCAGUUCCUUUGCAGCUGAACCUGCAAUUUUCACCCCAGGAGAACCUGCAAGAAAGUGUGAGUAACCCAUUCAUGAUGGUGGUCCAUUCAUUCUGCAGACACCAUUCUUGUUUGAUGAAUGGAUUUUGUUUAAAAGAUUUAUAUCUUUCCAUCACCUAGAUUGGGGAGAAGGAACCUGUGGCCCUUCAUAAGAAGUGAGCCACAGGAGUACUUUGCCAUGGAAGUCAUGGGCUGCACACUGCCUUGUCACACGGCGCAGGGAGGAGCGAGGCCAAAAUUUGAUGCCCCCUCCAUCAUUCACACAGCCUUCCCAAAGCUGGCUAAGUGAGGUGCCAGGCUUUGGGAAGAAGGCAUGAGGCUCUGGCAAGGUCCUAGAGUCCUCCCAUCUCCUUCCCCAAGCUGGGAAAAUGCUAAGUAGGCUUUGGGAAGAACCGGGAAGCCUCUGGGACCCUGUCAGAGCGCUCACUCCUCCUUCCCAAAGCCCAGCUGAGGAAGAGGAGUCAAAUGUUGCUGAGAGCCUCCAAAAAAGGUUUCAGUGGCCGCAUGCAGCCCUUUGGGCCACGCCCUAAACCACCUUGAUUUAACCCCUGGACACACAACAUGCAAACAGAUUGGUGCCGAAUCAUUUACUUAUUUAUAUCCCUCCUUUUAGGAUACAGGUCCUGUGAAGGUGACAAGUAACUUUCAGAUACAUUCUUUAAAGCCACAAUAAAGGAUACCAUCAUACCAUAAGUCACCAGGACUCUCCCCACAGGGCAGUUGGUGGCAGAUGGCUCUGUGGUUGGGGGAAGUAGUCUACUGGGAACACACUCCAAGAUCUUUUUUGCCUGGUUCCCUUUCUUUGAGACCACCACCCUGUUGUGUGGCACAUCUGAUUUAUGCCUCAACAGCAUUUGUUGUCUUCUUCAUGCCUACCAACCUAUUUGUCUCUUGUUUCAGUCUCUCCAAAAUCUUCAGAAUCUGUUCCUGAAAACAGCUAAUGAACUAGAAGGUGCAAAGAAAAUGGUGCUGAUGAGACUUAUGAUCUGGAAGAGGCAGCAACAGCUGGCUGGGAAUGGAACUCCCUUUGAUGAGGACUUGGCUCCACUCCAGAAAAGGUGAGUAGUGCAGGGAGAACUUAGUUAGUGCAUAACUUCAUUUGGGGAACUACUAUUUUGGCACUGUUGGGAGUUUCUUCCAACUCAGGUUGCAAAGCCAGUCAUAUUGUUAGUGCUGAUGGCGAGGAAGCUUGAGGUCUAAAUGUGCCUAUGGCCCUUUCGUGCUGCUUAAACAAACCCCUAAGAUAUAAAAGGGGCAAAGCAAUCUCCCUUGUUGGACCAGUCUGUGUCCAGACGAGCCUGGUAUGUAGUUGUUGUGUUCUAAAUUAUUUUUACACCAUAUGCAGGACUGUGUAUGUCCUGUGGCUAGAGCAAAGCAGUCACAAGUGCUAGAAAUGUACGUGUGUGAGCCUUAAAAGAAAAGUUCUGACACUCCAGAGGAUGAAUUCCUCACCUAGUACCACGCUGCAUACUCCCACAAAAAUUGCAGCAUCCCGCAAACAUGCAGCCCUGCCUAAACACUGCAACUAUACAUAUAGCCAGAAAAGCCCUUGUCUGGACCCUUGCUGAUCAACUUGGAUGUUUCUCUAACCCUCGGGUCCCCAGAACUAAAUGCAUCCCUCCAGGCCUCUCUGUCUGGCCUCUGGAAUUUGCCUCAGGUCACUCCCAAAUCUCCUCCAGCCACACUCCUCACUGGGCCUCCUUUGCCCCUCAGAUAUCUUUGCCUGGCUGGAAUGUGCCCUUGAACUCCAAUCAUGCUUCUUACUUGUCUGACGAGGGGUGUUGAAGUGUAUGUAGAACACUAGCCCACUCUACAAAGUUAAAAUUCAUUGCUCCACCCACUUUUGUCUCUGUUCCUUCCCACGACCGGCAUGUGGCCCCCAGAAGGGAAUGUGGCCCUCAACCUGUGGCUACCCCUGCUUUAACCUUUUGAUAGGCUUAAAGGCAGGGACACUGUUGCCGGUUGGUGUGAGGGUGACUGCAGCACCUUUUUGUCCAGUCUGUUCGGUUCUUAAAGCUUGUGUAAUCUUGGAGUUGUUGUGGGAUUUUGGUUGGUGGCAGGGGAAAUUAACCCUCACCUGGUGUGUUUCCUGGCAGAUUUGAAAGCCUGGUGGACAUUUGCUUCCAGCUCCGCCUGCAGUUGGUAGCCUCUGAAACUGAGCUGAGCUCUGAGCUUCAGGAACGUCUGGAUAAUGUCUUUAGUUCCCUCGUCAAAAAGUAAGGAGAAUCUCUGCCAGAAGCACCAAGGUCAUAGAUCUGAAGAGAAUCAGAAGAGCACUGAGAGCAAUUGCUUGCCCCCUGCCCACAUACCCUCAUCUCAAAGAUUGGCUUUCCCCUUACCAAUUCCCAACAGGUUAAACAACGCAGCGUAUGGUCACAUCCACACAAUACAUUUAAAGCACAAGGCGUCCCUCAAAGAAUCCUGGGAAUUCUGGUUUGUUAAAGUGCUGGGAAUUGUAGCUCUGUGAGAGUUAAACUACAGUCCCCAAGAUUCACGGAAUUUCGAUUUCCAGAGUGGUUUAACAACCAGUCCCUCUUUACAGGGAACUCUAGGAAUUGUAACUUUACAACACCUCACAGCACCCUUAACAAACUACAGCUCCCAGAAUUCUUUGGGGGAAGCCCUGACCAUCUAAAAUGCUGUCAUAGUGCUUUAGGUGUAUGAUGUGGAUGUGGCCUCAAUGUAAAUGUGGAAUAACUGUUGCUGCCUCCUGGAGACUGGGACAGGACUCUUCAGAUAAGUCCUUUCAGCCUUGAGAUCUGUGCUUCCACCAUUUUCUCCUCAUUCCUCUUCCCCAUCACUGCCAUUUAAACGCUACCCUUGGGUCUCCAUACAUUUGCCAGCAGAAUUUAGUUUUAAAGAAGGGCUGCUUUGCGGGGGUGGAGAGUUGCAGGCCACUCACACCAAGGUAGGCUACUGGCAAGUCCAUUGCCACAGCCAUAACAUUCCUCCAUAAAUCACUCUUGUCUCUGUGCUGACAACUGGGGAAAGACGGAUUGGUCCUACUCUAGGGGCUAGUUUUGUCCCUGGAGCCUUCAGUUGCUGAUUCUUCCUUUAGAUCCAUGUUUUCUGUCCAUCAUACUGACUGGGGAGCAGGGAGAAUGAUGAGGCUUACUGCAGCAGGGCUAAUAGCCAAUCCUUCUCACUGCUCCCUGGCUCUCUGACCACUGCUUAUGUCUCCCCUUCAGCUCAUUCCUGGUGGACAAACAGCCCUUACAAGUUCUGAAGACCCAAACCAAAUUUCAAGCCACCACACGCUUCCUGCUGGGCCCACAGCUGCUGAAGUCUCCACACUCCUUCACGGUCACCGCUGACAUUGUGACAGAGAAACAGGCACGGGAGCUAGCUACUAGCCACCUGGAGACUGUCCUCAGGUGAGCAGAACCCUUGCAGCUGAACAUGCCACUCUCCCUGUUGCUUUAUUUCUCGGUUUUAGCAACGUUUUGAGGUUUUGAAUACUAGGCGCAGCAAAGAGGUCUGAUUGCCCUUUUGAACAAAUGUCUUUCCCAAGGUGAAUCUGACAUAUUCUAGAGCGGAGAUAGAAGACAAGAGACAUGGUGAGCCAUUCUAGGGGAGGCAUUUCAGUUAAAACAAUCCUGCAAGACUUUCUGCCCCUGACUCCCCCCCCCCCCGACUUACUCCGUUCUGUGUCUGACAUAUUCCGAAGUCCCAUUUCUGAGCAUCAGUGGGGAGAACCCUCUUCAUCAGCAUCAGGAAAUAUUUGCAAAACCUCCCCCAUAGCUCCUAGAGGAGUUCUAGGGCGAGAGUUCACUGAACAGGCUUAUAUCUAGUGGUGCUUCCACAUUGCAGGGGCCCUUCACUACAAAGAGUUCCUGAAGGGUUGCAAGCAGAGCCGUCUUUCCCAUUGGUCUUAGUGGUUCAUCACGCCCAGGCGCUGGCCUCUCAGGGAUGCCCCAGCGAGUGGGGGAGCUGUGUGGCUUUGCCGGUGGUCUCACCUUUCCCUGCACGCCCGCCAGCUGCGCCCCGCCAACUACAGUGGUGCCUCGCAAGACGAAAUUAAUCCGUUCCGCGAGUCUCUUCGUCUUGCGGUUUUUUCAUCUUGCGAAGCACGGCUAUUAGCGGCUUAGCGGCUAUUAGCGGCUUAGCGGCUAUUAACGGCUUAGCGGCUAUUAACGGCUUAGCGGCUUUAAGAAAAGGAAACAAACUCGCAAGAACUCGCAAGACGUUUCGUCUUGCGAAGCAAGCCCAUAGGGAAAUUCGUCUUGCGGAACGACUCAAAAAACGGAAAACUCUUUCGUCUAGCGAGUUUCUCGUCUUGCGAGGCAUUCGUCUUGCGGGGCAGCACUGUAUAUGGCUGGCGGGCGUGUAGCUUCCUUCCCAAGUCUCUGCAGGAGGAGACCUAUCCCCGCAGAGGCUUAGGAUGGAAGCCUCUGCAUCUGCUAAAGACGGCUCUGCUCCCGGUUGUUGUCCUCCUCCUGCUUCCUGGCAAAAGGCGGCGCACAGCCUUCCUGGGCUGCCUUCUCAGGUGCCCCGACGCUGGAGAGCAUGUCCGUCAGCACGUUUUCCUGCUUGAUCGCUACCAUGCCAGGGAUCGGGGCGGUGGGGGAGGCAGAGGACAUUUUUCACGGGCUCCUCCCUUGUUUUGGAGUUGGGUGGUGUGGGUUUGUGGGAUAGCGAUUCCACAGAAAGCAAAGCUCUCGGUCACCUUUAUUACAUUUGUUGGUCUGAUUCCAAGAUCAGAUUGUGGUUUCAUGGAAGUCACUCUGAAAAUGUUGUUUUUCGCCUGAUACACCCACAAUUAUUAACCCCUGGCUCAGAAUGGAAGUACAUAACUCAUGUGCACUUUCUCUUUUUUGGUUUCAGUGAAAACACUGGAGAAAUUCAGAACAACACAGCACCUCUGGAGACAAAUGCAACAAGCAAUGCCUGCUGUGCUCUCUUUAAGAAUAUGGUAACUACAGCAGUGGAGUGUGUGUGUGUGUGUGUGUGUGUGUGUGGAUACAUUUGAAUGCUUGCGAUGGGAGGAGGAGAAACCACUGGUGACGUUUGGCCUCCCGAGCCAUUUAGGAUCAUCCUGCUCACAUGUAGGACCCUGGCAGAGACACAUGCCUGACUGGCAUGUUCUCUCCCUCUUGGUCGUUUGUUCGAGAGCUUCAAAAGCUUUCUUCAGCCCGAACAUCACAGCGAUUGAUACCAAGAAGUAUCAGCACACUUAGGGAUCCUGUAGAGUGUUAGCGGUUCACGUAACAAACUCAGUAGCACGGCAUUUUGGCUAAUCUACUUUGUUUACAUAUAAUACACUUGGAGCGUUCUGACUUAGCUCCUUCAUCUUUCUCAUCAGACAGCAAAGAGAAAGAACAAAGAACAAUAGUCCCACUUCACAGAACACAGUAAUACAAAACUUCCUGUCUCCGUCACUUCCACUAUGUGGGAUGAAAACAUACACCAUCAUGUGAUAGAAAACAAUCCCAUGACUGCAAGCACGGAGCAAGAAUCCUAACAGAGCCUCCCUCACAAGUUGGUGCUUCUCCCCUAGGUUGUAUGUUUGGGAGAAAGCUGCUUUGAGACUUUAUACCUGACUCUGGAUAAUUUUGUUUGUACAGUUGUACCUUGUAGGUCGGAACAGAAUCUGUUCCAGAAGUCCAUUCGACUUCCAAAAUGUUUGAAAACCAAAUCGUGAUUUCUGAUUGGCUGCAGGAAGUUCCUGCAGCCAAUCAGAAGCCGCGGAAGCCCUGUUGGAUGUUCAGGUUCCAAAAGAACGUUCACAAACUGGAACAAUCACUUCUGGGUUUGCCACGUUCGGGAGCCAAAAUGUCCGAGUUCCAGGGCAUUUGACGACCAAAGUAUGACUGUAUGUUAUACAUACCCUACUUGCCUUCAGAAACCAUAAAUUGGCUUAUGAAGAUAUCUCUAAAGCAAUCUUCCGUCCAGGCCUUGAGCAGACUGCAUCACACACACAGAGUUUUAGAAUUGUCACAGCAUUGUGUGCCUUCAAACCAUUAACUGGGAUUGCAUAGCUUUGGGUGGGGGGGAGGAACCUGCGGCUCUCCAGCUCCCAUCAGCCCCCAGCCAGAAUGGCCAACAGUCAGGGAUGGUGGGAGUGUAAUCUGGCAGCAUCUGGAGGGGCACAAGUCCACUGCCAAUGCUCUAAGGCUGAGAACCUGGCAUAUGCCGCAGACACCUGCAGCAGGAUGGGAUGACCAAGUUAUGAGAUGAUAGGAAUAGGCUGCUCCAUUUCAGAUUGCAGGGGAAGAAUAUUUUUCCACUAAAAAAAAUUAAAAUACUUGCUUCAAGAAGAAAAUUGGCACAGCAGGGAGAAAAGUUCUAGCUAAAUCCUUGCCAUUCUGUGCUAGUUUUCUUUUUCUUUUUACUGAUUUUGAUAUACAUAAAUCAAAAUGCAAAACUUAAAACGAAAAAAAGAAAAUACAAAAACUCUGUGCUAGUUUUCUACUUAUAGGGAGUAUUUAAAAAGAAGAAGGGCAGCUUCCUAUAUUCUGAAGUAAGGCACUCUGAUCUUCCAUGUCAGAACGGUACUUCCCCAUUUUGUCCUUGUUCUUCUCUGUGUUUAGAUGUAGCUGUAGAUUCUAGUCUCUGAAUUUGGACUCUAUGAACAACUGGACCACUGUGGCUUCAUGAUUCACGGUGGCUGUUGGAUCAGAAACAGAUAAAAAGGAGGCUGAAGUAUGGAGUAGAACUUCCCCAAGCAGUAGCUGAAGUUGUUACUUUGACCCCACAACAUUUGUGACAGUUUCUAGGUUAGCCAGGUGUGAUUUUGCCUUUCUCUUCCUUCAGCUCCUAAAGAAGAUCAAGCGCUGUGACCGCAAGAGCACCGAGUCUGUGACCGAAGAGAAGUGCGCUAUCCUCUUCAGUGCCAGUGUUAGCCUUGGUCCCAACAAAACCAUCUUCCGCCUGCAGGUAACAGCCCUACAGCUUAGGUUUAUCUCAUUAUUUGAGAGCCAGUGUGCUGUAGUGGUUAAGAGCGGUAGUCUCGUAAUCUGGGGAACCGGGUUCGAUUCCCCGCUCCUCCACAUGCAGCUGCUGGGUGACUUUGGGCUAGUCACACUUCUUUGAAGUCUCUCAACCUCACUCACCUCACAGAGUGUUUGUUGUCGGGGAGGAAGGGAAAGGAGAAUGUUAGCUGCUUUGAGACUCCUUCGGGUAGUGAUAAAGCGGGAUAUCAAAUCCAAACUACUACUGCUUAUUUGGCUUGCAGAUUGUGGCCUGUUGGUGAUUUUGUUGCUGGAAGGGCACAAAUGGAUUCCACAGAGGCUCCAGGGAUGACCCACUUCCUAAGUCUCAACAGGCUGUUCUGCAUGGUAGACAUGAAGCCCCAAUCCCGCCCAACCAAGGUGGCCUUGGUGGAAAUGUUGAAACCCCCCAAAACUACAGCCUGGGCCUUUUUUAAUACCACCUCCAAGCCUGCCCAGUUGCCUCAGGCAGGUAUGGAAAGAAAAGUUAGGGGUGUCCUUGCACAUCUUUGCUGCUCCCCCUCCAGCUGUGGAUAGGAGCUGUCACCAUCUCAGCCAUCCCCUGAGGGGAAGGAUCUCUCCACCACCUCAGAACCAGAUCAUGGAACAAGCUGUAAAGGCCCCCAGGAAGCGCACCACUGGUCGCAUCCUGAGCUUCUCACCCACAGCCACUGCCUGGAAUGAGUGGGGCACUAUGGCCUCUCCCCCCCCCCCAUGCCAUCUUCAGUGUGCCAGGGCUUCCCCAGGCUGCCUCCAGUCUGGUGUUGUGGGGAGGGCCACCAUUUUCUGUUUUGCCUCAAGUGGCAAAAUGUCUUGGGCCAGCCCUGUAUGGGAGGCAAUUUCAGAUGAGCUGAGGGAGCUGUGGGCAGCAAUAGUUUUCUUGAAAAUCUUGUAAAUAAAUCUUUAAUGAGCCCCACAUCUGAAUUAUACUACUAGAUAGCCCAGUUUCAGGUACCUGGGGAAGGAAAAGUGUUACUCCUUUUCCUCCUCCCUCCUGAAGCCAACUCUAUAUUACACACCUCAUUUUCCACUUAAACAGGAGCACUCCUGUUAGGGACUUGGGGAUACAGUGCAACAUUUUGUUGCAGGUCACCGCUUUUGGUUUCUAGAAUUGGAAAUUCUUCGUUUUCGGCAGUGAAUUUGGAGAGGGCUGUAACUCAAGGGAAGGGCUGUGGCUCAGUGGUAGAGCAUUGCUUGGCAUGCAGAAGGUUCCAGGCUCCAUCCCCAUCAUCUCCAGGUAGGGCUGGGGGAGCUCCCUGCCUGAGACCCUAGAGAGCCAGUCAGUCCACUGGGCAAGAUGGACCAAUGGUCUGAGUCUGUCUAAGGCAGCUUCUUGUGCUCCUGUGAGAGAUACGAGGGGCAGGGAGAGGGCUCUGGCUGUAAAGAAAGCAACCCCCCUGCUAAAGUGUGCUUCCUCUUUCUACUUCUUGUGUUCCAGGCUCUGUCACUUCCCAUUGUGGUGAUCGUCCAUGGCAACCAGGAGAACAAUGCCAAAGCCACCAUCUUAUGGGACAAUGCCUUUGCCGCUGCUGUAAGUGAUUGACAUAAGCUGACAUAUAAAGUUGUCUGUGUCCCCAAGGUGUAGAAGCACUUGUUGUUGGGGCAGAAUUGAAGAGUACGGUGUGACAUCAAGUGAAAUGGAUAGUUCAGCUGGUAGAGCACGAGACUCUUAAUCUCAGGAUUGUGGGUUUGAGCCCCGGUUUGGACAGAGAUUCCUGCAUUUCAGGGGGUUGGACUAGAUUAGGGUUUCCCAAACCUGGGUCUCCAGCUAUUUUUUUGACUACAACUCCCAUCAUCCCUAGGUAACAGGACCAGUGGUCAGGGAUGAUGGGAAUUGUAGUCCAAAAGCAGCUAGAGACACAAGUUUGGGAAACUUUGCACUAGAUGAACCUCAUGGUCCUUUCCAACUCUACAAUUCUGUUAUUCCAUUAUUAGUUGCACCUGAACAAGGAGAUGCCCAACACCUGGCUUUUUCAAAGUGAAGAGGUUUGGUAACAGCACAAUGUGUUUGCGUUUUCAGAUGGGAGGGGGCACUAGGAUGAAACCAAAACCAAAGCAAAAUGCUUCUCAUGUUAUGGCAGUGAUUUGGGACCCACUGCUGCACCACUGCUGUCCAUGCUACUGAAGCAGCAUGAAGCGCUCUGCAUCACAGGCUGUGACUCCUCCCCAUGCCAGCAUUAUCCCAGCUUCUGGGAGGGUGAUCUGUAGUGUGCAUGGACUUCUUCCACAUGACCCAUAGCUUCUCACAUUAAGGACAAAAGAAGAACCCCGCUGGUUCAGACCGAAGACCCAUCUUGUUCAGCACUCUGGUCUGCCUAUGAGAAGAUCAUAAGCAGGACCUCACUGCAGAAAAACUCUCCCCACUUGUGAUUCACAUCAACUGGUAUUCACAGGCAGAGGCAUACCUAGGCUCCCUUGCACCCUCGGCAAGGAGAUGUAUUGUGGGAAUAUUGUGGGUAACAGGAGAGGAUGUAUUGAUUAAUAUAAUCCUUCCUAACUUGCACUAACAAGUUUCUUUAUACAGCAGAAUGCAUUCCCCCUUUACACAGCAAGAAGCUGGUUGCAGACUCGUGUGAGUCAUAAGCAAUUCAAUCUGGCUUGCCCUGAUUGGAUAUGUUACUGGUAUGAUCCCUUGAAUCCCUCCUAAAAGACUAAAGACACAACAGUCUUAUUCAUAAGUAACAAAAAGUAGUUUUACCCACGAUCAGGCAGAGCACAGUGUGAUCCCUGAAAGCAGGCUUUAGGCUUAAAGUUACAAAUAUGUACAGAUAGGUUUACCCCAUAUGGGAGAUAACCUGUGCAGUCGGAAGUGAAGCAGGCAGGACGGGAAAAAAGGGAGGUGGCUACACGACUUGGCCUUUCACCAGGUCUGGGAAGGUCACGCCCACCUACUAGUCACAUGCAAAAGGAAGGAUGCUCCAGCCAGGUGUAACAGGAAGUUCAACUGGCUUGACCAACAUUCCCCAUGCAUGUUCACUCUAGGCAAACAGGAAAUGUUGUACUUGACUGCUUCAGAGGAUUAUAUCUCACAUAUACCGGAGUGGAGGUCUGAUAUUUGGGGAGGGGGGGGGCUGGGGCCUGUGUCUUUGGUGGAGGCUAACCUAGCCACCUCCUAGGUGCACUUCUGUUCAGAGGCCCACCGCCUCUGAUCCUAGAGGGAACAUGUAGCCAUCAUGACUAGUAACCAUCGAUAGCCCUCUCUUCCUCCAUGAAUUUGUCUAAUCCUCUUGUAAAGACAUCCAAGUGAGAGAGAAUUCCAUAGUUCAGUUAUGUGAGGACUUUCUUUUACCUGCCCCAAAUCUUCCUGCAUUCAGCUUUAUUGGAUGUCCCCACCUCUCAAUAUGAUGAGAGAGGGAGAAAAACUUCAUUCCAGGCCAGUAAUGUAACAUGGAAGCCUAGUCCUGCCCCCAUGGGUGCAAAGUGAGUGAGAAUAUUGGCUAUGCAGGGGGAGCUUGUAGGUAGGACAUAACAGAGUCUGUUCUUAGAGUCUUGGGCUACUCCUUUGCUGUUAUUUUGUGUGCCGUUGCCAUUGUGAGGUGGGCGGGGAAGACCAAAGAGUGGGAGAGAUUAUGAAUGUGCAUUCUCCUCCUGCUGCUGCUUCCGGUGGUUUGUUCUCUCUGUGUGUGUUUCUGCAUAGCUGUGAGGUUCUGUCUCUCUGGCCUAUUCCAGAAUCGCAUCCCUUUCAUGGUAGCCGAGCGUGUCAGCUGGGAGUCCAUGUGUGAGACUCUCAACCAGAAGUUCAUGGCUGAGGUGGAGACAACUAAAGGGCUGCUCAAGGAGCACUACUACUUCUUGGCUCAGAAGAUCUUUGGUGACAGCAACGCCAGUCCUGAGGAAUUCCAGAAGCGCCAAGUCUCGUGGUCCCAGUUCAAUAAGGUCCCUCAGUGGGUUUUGUAAGGAGGGUGGGAUGGCGGUGAGUGGGGCCUCCCUGGUUCCCUUCCUUCCUUUACUCACGCACCUUUUCCAUUUACAGGAGAUUCUUCCUGGCCGAGGAUUCACCUUCUGGCAGUGGUUUGAUGGGAUUCUCUACCUCACCAAGAAGCACUUGAAGGAUUACUGGUCUGACCGGUAAGAAAGCAACUGGACUGAGCCACUGUGUGGUGUAAUUAGCCAGUAAAAGUGUUGGACUAGGCCUGAGGUGACCUUGGGCCGGUCACUAUCUCUCAGCUUAGCUUACCUCACAGGGCUGUUAAGAAGAUGAGGGGGAGGGUCCUCCAGGGUGUUAGGAGAGGGUCUGUGGCACCACUUCUUAACAAGUGGUCCCUAAGCUGAAAGUCAGUCAGUCACAGCUGGUGUUUCCUUCCCUUUCGCAGAGCUGAGGAAACUCACAGGCCUCAAGGUCAGCAGGGGUCUUCUGACUGGGGUGUUUCCAGGUGAUCUGUUUGUUCAGCAUUCACCCUGAUUCAUUUGCAGGGAGAUUAGACAACACUGACUUUGUACUGAGCAGUCAUUCUGAUUCGCUUGUGGGGAGAUUAGAUGACAUUUCAUCAAAGCAAGUGAUAUUCCACACUUUCCAGUGCUUCCCCCCUCCCAUCAUUUUUUCUUAUCACAAAAAGGCUGAUCUUUUAAAUCCCUAUCCCCCCACCCUUCUUUCUCUCUUUGUGUCCAUCUGUCCCACACAGACUCAUCAUGGGCUUUAUCAGCAAGCAGUAUGUUUUCAGUUGCCUGAGCAAUGCUCCAGCCGGCACUUUCCUGCUGCGCUUCAGUGACUCCGAGAUUGGUGGCAUUAGCAUUGCCUACGUCACAUACGCUCCAGACGGUACGGCUUCGCGUAGGGCAGCAGGGCUGGCUUGCUCUUGCCUCACCUAGAGCAGUAGGGGAUUGUUGGGGGGGUUGAUUCACUUUGCAUUUAUAAACGGGCCUAUCUAAUUUGCACUUUCUGAAACAAAAACAGCAACAAACUGAAGCACAACCGUCUUUCGCAAAUCACACUUCUCUGAAUUUUGCAAUAUAGUUCUCCAACCACAAAAUGUGCCCACCAUGGCAACAUGUGUAUAAAUGCAUAUAUGAGUGAAAACAGCAUACAACAAAGUAUUACAUAAAGGGAAAUUGUUUUGAAAAAAAAUGUGCAUUCAACAAAAUAGCAUACAAAUAUUAUAUUGCAAGAAAUGAGCACUAACAUGCUGCUAAAUUUUCAUGAGGACUUAAAAAAUACACACAAGCUGAUGUGGAAAUACAAAGAGCUGAACUUAAUGAACUGGAAAAAUGAGGAAGUGAAAGAAACCCAAACUGACAGAUUUGCUCCUCCCUAAGGAUCCCCUGUCUAAGCCCCCAGCCCUGAGUCAGAGGGGUUUGUUUUGUUUUUAAAAUCACCUUGGCUGCAAGCCUGUUCAUCUUUACUUAGGAGUGAGACCCACUGAGCCAAUUAGGUCUUCCAUAUGAGUCAAUAUGAUGGGCUCACGCUGUUUGUCUGCCAGUGCUUUAGAAACUAGCAUUCUCCCUUGCUGUUCUGGUUUGGAAAUGGAUUGGUAGGCAAGAACAUAUGCCUUCAGCCCUGGUUCUGAUUUGGGCAGGGGUCCGAAGGCAUUCUAGCUUUCUGCCAGUCAGCUUUCAGUUGUGGGCUUUCUCCUGUGCUGAUUUCUGACCUGUCCUCACAGUGUUAAGACAGGACUGGUGUCAGAACCAGGCUGGGGAAUUUGACGCCCUUCGGACGUAAUAGAACUCCAGUUCCCAUCAGCCCUGGGCAGCAUGGCCAAUGGUCAGGCAUGGUGGGAGCUGGAGCCCAGCAACAUGUGGAGAGCCACAGGUCUGUGUUACAAGUGCUGCAUUAACUGAGAGCAGGUUGCUUACAGGAGCACAAGGUCAGCAUGAAUAUAGCAUGUUGCUCUGUUUAGAAUCAGCCCAUUCAGCCUUGUAUGGUUUUAUUCCCAGCUCUGCUAUCUGAAAUCUUUUAAAGAUGCCAGAAAUUAAACUUGAGACCUUAUGCAUGCAAAGCGAAUACUCGUCCCUUACAGCAGUCCCUGUCCCCCAACACCCAGCAGAGGCUGGCCAGUUAUCUGUGGCUGGAAAUGAAAUGGUGUGAGGAAUAGAGGUUAUGUGUGCUUUCUCUAGCUUUGUUUUUAUAAGAAAAUAAUAACAAUAGCAAUAAUAAUUUUAUUUAUUGUACUCCACCCAUCUGACUAGGUUGCCCCAGCUACUCUGGGCAGCUUCCAGCAAAAAUACAAAUAAAACAAAAAACAUCAAACAUUAAAAGCUUCAUAAGAAUUGCCUACUGGAUCAGGCCAAUGGCCCAUCUAGUCCAGCAUCCUAUUCUCACAGUGGCCAACUAGAUGCCUGGGGGAAACCCACCAGCAGAAUUUCAGCACAGGAUCUCUCUCCCAUCCUGUGGUUUCCUGCAACUGGCAUUCAGAAGCAUUUCUGCCUCCAGCUGCGGAAGGAAUUGCCAAGGGGAAUGAGCUAGUGAGUUUGUACCACAUCCGGGGUACGGCCACUACUGGGGCUUCACUUCCUGGUUUGUGGUGUGUCCUUUAUUAAAGAGGAAGCUGCUUCCCUCUGAACUCUGCAGCAUUUGAACAAACAUCUCAAGGAGUACUAGGUUUCCUCUUGCUGAAGGGCUGGGGAAGAGUGGCUCCAUCUUUAAGGGGUAGGUUGCAGUAUAGUGUAGUGGUUAAGAGCAGUAGACUCGUAAUCUGGGGAACCGGGUUCGCGUCUCCGCUCCUCCACAUGCAGCUGCUGGGUGACCUUGGGCUAGUCACACUUCUUUGAAGUCUCUCAGCCCCACUCAACUCACAGAGUGUUUGUUGUGGGGGAGGAAGGGAAAGGAGAAUGUUAGCCGCUUUGAGACUCCUUCGGGUAGUGAUAAAGCAGGAUAUAAAAUCCAAACUCUUCUACUUCUUCUUCUUCCCUCCCUCCAGCUCUCCUCAUGAGGAGCUUACAGUGUGACACCACAGGAAAAAACACGGAGGGCUUGUGGAAGCUGCUCUUACCCAGCCUAGAUUCAGCCAGGGGCCCUCUUUCUGUGGCGUGGGUGAAAGAACUCAGGGCUGGGGGCUAAAUGUUCCUCUGUAUCAGGCCCUUGGGACUCUUUGUAGGCCAACCCUACUCCUUGCCCUCCUUGAGUGCUUUUGCCUGGCUGGAAUGUGUCCUUGACCUGAUAUACUUUUGCUUGCUAGGAUGGAGAAAUUUGGGUGUGGAAACCUCUGUGUGGCUGGAGAAAAUAUUUGCAGCCUCAUGUGCAGAGAUAAUAUUUGCAUUCAUAGCUCCACCUGCUUUCCCUCUGGCCCCUGAGUUUAACCCCACUCAGUGGACCAGAAUGUGGUCUAAACCCCACUUUAAAUCCAUAUCAAAAAGAAAAGAACUCACUCUGAAAAUCACCUACAGGUAGUACCUAAUACCAAGAAAACUAGCACUAAUAUGCCCAGGAACCUCACCAAAAUGGUGGAGAGGGUGUACCUCCACAGGCACAUACCUCCACAUGUGGUGGGAGUGUCCCAAAAUCCAACUAUUCUGAACAACAGCCAUACGAGAAGUAUGUAAAAUAACCAAGCAAGUAUUAGAAAUCACCCCAAAAUUGUCCCUACUAAACAUCUUCCAAGACAACCUACACCCACUUACACCACAAAGAACUCAUAACCCACCCACCUCAUAACCUCAGCAGCCAGAAACAUAACCAGACACUGGAAAGACCUGUCAGGAAUAAGCAUGGACCAAUGGUACCAAAUAGUAUGGGAAACAGCCUUACUAGGAAAAAUUAACCAAUAAACUGAAACUGACACGGGGACAUAUAGAAGAAGAUGCCUUCACCCCAGUAUGGCUCCCCUUUAUCACACACACAGCCCAACAAGACAAUGACAAAAAUCCACCAACAGCAUACAAAUCAAUAUGGCUAACCUGAUCCAAAACACCCACCCACCCCACUCACACAUGAAAACAAAGACCACCACAGCCAACCACAAAUGAACAGCCACACCCUGGGCCAACCCCAACCUCUUUCACCACCAAAGGAACAUAAGUGAACAGCAGAGAACCUGCACAAGCAAUGCUGACACAUAACCCCACAUAUAUUAAGUAAAAUAGAAACAUCACCACCCCACCCCCACCCAUCUUUCCCCCCUCCACCUCUUUCCCCCUAUUCUUACUAAUGUCUCAACAAUUGAAACCAAUUUGUAAAAAAAAAAAAAAAAAGUUACAUGGCGAAAAAAUAUGAGAGACAUUGCACAUACCUUUGUAAAUUAAGAAAAUCUUUAAUAAAGAUACAUUAAAAAAAUAAAAGCAAGAGGAGGGGAAAAGAAAAAUAAUAAUUUAAAUAUGUGCUUUAUACUAAAUAAAUAAAUAAACAAACAAACUAAAGAGAUAAAAUGCCCCUGCUGCUAUAAGAAAUGACAGGUAUCAGAAAUUACCUCGCCAAGGCCCAAGGGGUGAGGAGCAGUGGAAUACAGCUGUAUUUUUGUAGGAGCUCUGACCAAGAAGAAGGAAUGGAGCUUCUGUGCUUCCAAGCUUGCACCAAGGCAUAAAAAACCCCUUUAGGUCUGUGGUCCGAAUCCAACACUUGAGAGUGUAGGUACGUAGUUGGAGCUCAAAUUGCCCUCAUUUCUGUCUAAACCCAGCUGUUAAUAUGUUUUGCUCUCACCAAAUUCAUGUAAAAGGGAGGGUUUCGGAGUAAGAGGAGAUUCUGUGCCGAAUUGGAGACACUUUGGGAAAGAGACUAGUUCUGCUGUCUGAAACUGUAGAACUUCCUGCUACGUGUGAGGGACAUUUGCCAAGGAAGUAAGAUAACAGUUCUUGUCCUGGGAAGCUGCUAAAUGCAUUCAUUUGUUUAAUGCAAAGUACAUGGUCAAAAAUGCAUGUCACAUUAAGUGAGUGAAACACAGAACGGGUCAGAAAGUGGAGGAGAUGCAGUCCAGUCAGAGGUGGGUUUAGGGCAGCGCGGCUGGUUCCCCUGCCCUGGGUGCUGAUCUCAGUGGGUGCCGCAGGGCGUUGCAACUGUGAUGUAGUGAAUUGAGCAGAAUGGAAGGCGAGAGGUUGGGAGGGGGCACCAAAUGUUGGCCUUAGCUCUGGGAGGGCGGGGACCUGCAGUCUCCACAACUGCCUUAUAGAGGCAAAACCUACCGAGAAGAGUUGCUGUGUCCACUAGGUAUGGCUCCCCUGUGCAGGCCUUGUUUCUUCUAAUAAAAACUUCACUUACUGCAUGUGAUUUAUUGCUGGCUGGCCCCCUGACAGAAGGGAUGAAUGACAGUGCUCAAGAUAGCAGGCAACUGCUUUCUGCGGUGGACUGAUAGACUGGUUUCUUCCUGUGCCGCUUUCCCCCCACCUGGCUCAGGUUCCACUCAGGUGGAGAACAUCCAGCCAUUCACAACGAAGCAGCUGAUCAUCUGUAACCUUGCUGACUGUGUUCUGGAUCUGCCGCAGCUUGAGAUCCUGUAUCCUGACAGGCCUAAACACGAGGCUUUCAAGAGAGGUGAGUGAGGGCAGGGGGGACCUUAUUUGGUUGCAGCCAGAGGGACCUGGCCUCAGCUUUUUAAGGCCAGUAGAAGGCCCAUUAUUUCAUUUAUUUCUUUAUUUUACUCAUUCAUUCAUUCAUUCAUUGCUGCAAAGUAUUUGCAUCCCAAAUUCUAAAACAAUUGGAAAACUGUAUUCCCUUGUAUUUAUUAACUUAAUGGCCACAUUCAAAAGUCACAGCUGAAAACUAGCCUUUCUCCUGCAUUCCAGACUUCCAAGUUAAUCCUUCCUCCUCAGAAUAUCCACUCCAGGGGGCAUAGCUGUUGUGGUUGCACUAGCUGAGCUCAUCAACUUUUUUGAGUCAGGCACUUUUUUAAUCUUGAUUUCUGUAUGUGUGUUUUUGAAGGGCCCCCGUGGUUACCUCUCUUCUCCCCGGCCAACAUAUCUUCAUCAGGGCUGAGGUGGGGUGGGCAGGGGAUUGGCUGAGGUUUUUUGUUUCUGUUUUGCUGAACAACUUUCUUCCACUGUCGGUGCACACUCAGGUGUUGGACCUCAUGUCCCUGGGGCACGGGAACAGUGGGUGGGUUCUCCUCUCCUCCUGGGACAGGUGAGCCACCCAUUGGCAGUUUCCACUUUUUGGCCUUGCUCUUUCUGCCCUUCUUGCCUGGGUCUGACCACUUGAGCACCCGAUUUUUAAUCCUUCUGUACUUGAGGUAGUGGGAUUGUGUGCAGUUUCUCCUCACCUUCUCCUCACCUCAUCAUGUGGCAACGAUCCAGCAGCCUUGCCCUUUUCCCUCUUCCCACCCAGGAUGUGCAAGGGGUGAAGAGCUAUGUGCCAAAUGCACACCUCUUUCCUUCGCCCCAACCUGGACAGUAGCAAGCAGCCCUUUUGUUAUAUCUAAAACAACAGAGACCUCCUUCCACCGAGGAGAGCAGGCCUUUCAUUGGUGGUAUCUUUAUUCUGCUAGUAGCAGUUGAUUGUUUUAUCAUUAUUACUUUGUGAAAGUGCCUCAAAUGGGCAUUUUUUAAUGUUUCCCAAAAACACACAAACAAUUAAACCAAGAAUUAGAACAAGAAUAAAACAAGAGCCCAAAAUGUUCAUUGGUAAUAUAUAAAAAAGGGCAGAACUCAGCCCACCCCACUAAAAAAAGACAAGCAGAAGAAAAGUCCAUUGACCCUGGUUAAGACAGGUUAGGAUGUUUUAUGUCCUCCCCCCCCCCCCAAUUUUAUGUAAUUUUACUCAAUAUGGUUAUUUCCUGUUUUCAUGUCUCUUCAUUCUUGCUGUUUGUACAUGUAAAUUUAAAUAACUAAUUUAUUUAUUUUUUGCUAAAAAAGGAAGAGGCUAAGAACAUACCCAUGUACCAUUCAAGUUAUGGGUCAAAAGCCUGAGUUAUCUUGGGAUGUUGGGCAGAAGUCCAGCGGCAUUUGGAGAGUCACAGGUUCCCCAUCCCUCCUGUAGAGGGAUGUAAAAACCGCUGCAAAUCUCAUCUUAUAGAAAAACGGGGGGGGGGGGAUGAUACCUAUUUGUGUGUUGAGAGGAAUGAACACUGAGUGUGUCUCCUCCCACAGUGGACCCACCAAAGAAGAAUAAAGAGUACCAGCCAGCAAAGAUGAAGAUGACCGUGGAUGUGUAAGUGGCUGGAUUUUUACACUUCUGGUGAAAACUGCCCUGCUUCUUCUCAUGAGGCUUUCUUGUCUUGGAUUGCAGUGUAUAUGUGUUGGAGAUAUUCCUAAAUAGGUGAAAGGGCCCAGGGCACAAAUUUGCAAAAAAGUAUUAAUAUGUUGAUUUAUAUGUAUAGAUGCAGCUGGGAAACUAAAGAUAGUAGGUGGCAAGCAAUAUGCUCAGUACGGAUGGGGAGAAAUUUGAUUCAGUUUAUGUUGCAAAACAAAAUGGCCUAAUUUGCACUUUUUGAAACAGAGAGAACCAGAGCACAGCCAUCCUUCAAAAUUUGCAUUUUUCUGAAUGUUGCAAUGCAAUUGUAAUGUUUACAAAAGUGCAUAUACUGAGAUAAAGUGUUCAUGAAAAUGCAUAUACAGUGGUACCUCGGGUUACAUACGCUUCAGGUUACAUACGCUUCAGGUUACAGACUCCGCUAACCCAUAAAUAGUGCUUCAGUUUAAGAACUUUGCUUCAGGUUGAGAACAGAAAUCAUGCGGUGACAGCGGGAGGCCCCAUUAGCUAAAGUGGUGCUUUAGGUUAAGAACAGUUUCAGGUUAAGAACAGACCUCCAGAAUGAAAUAAAUACUUAACCCGAGGUACCACUGUAUUAGUGAAAAUAACAUUCACAAAUGAAUUAUAUUGUUGGAAAUUGCGCUGCAAAAAUGUUUGUAUUAGACAGAAUUGCAUACAAACGUGUAAGAGAAAUCAACACUAAAAGGCUGCUGAAUUUCCAUGAAGACUAAAGAAAAGCAGACUGAUGGUGGAAAUCUGGAAAAGUGUAAUUAAUACUGGAAAAAUAAGAAACAGAACCAAAAAAGUACGAAUUCUCCCAUCCCUUGUGCCCAGCCCCUCUGCUUACAGGGGGAAAGUGGGAACAGGAGGUCUAGGCCUCACUGCAAGAGACUUGGGACUCCAUCCCCUGGGCCACCACCUAAGAGCACCUUAAUGAGAGCAACAGCUACUGUAUUGACUAGAAGUUUAUUGUUCUUGGUGGUUCAUCACUGUUGUCAUCACUGUGGUUCAUCACUUUACAGCAUAAGCUGUAGUCUAAAUUAAUUCAUGGAGAAGAGAAAUGAGGGAGCCCAGAGCAACCUCCACAGUUGGUCUCUGGCUUCUCUUGUAUUUCUUUUGAGCAUUUUGGUACUAUAUUUAGAUGUUAAAAACAAGGCAAUGGGCAGAUAACUGUGGUCAGAUAGUAAAACCCUGAUUUUGUCUCCAAACUGCCAUCCUAAUAUGCAGCUUUGAUUUGUAUCCUAAAGGGCGGGAAAUAAAUAAAUGUUAUUUAAAUAACAUUAAAUAAAUAAGCAAGCAAAUAAAUGUAUGUUGAUACCAAAACUAUGUUGAAUUCCAGACCUUGCUCAUUCGCUGGUUCAUUGAGUCACACCCCAGGCGGCUCCACAAGCAACCUUAGCAUGAAUCCUGGAAUCCCAUCUGGCCCUGCUUAUGAGUAAGUCCUCUGCUAUGAAUCCUGCCAUUUUCGUGCAGUAGCUGUGCAUGUGAAACAGCACUAAUCUCUCAAUAACUUUCCAUCAUCUUUUAGGAGUGGGGAGGACCUGCGUGCACCUCACUCCAACCAUACACUUGAUGCACAUUUAAAGCACAUGACUCCCACCCACACACACAAAAAAAUCAUUGGAACUGUAGUUUGUUCAGGGCACUGGGAAUUGUAGCUCUGGGGGGGACUAUAGUUGCCAGGAUUUUAAGCCGUUGGCUAAGUUGGCUGGGGACGGUGGGAGUUGGAGACCAACAACAUCUGGGGAUCUGAGGUUGUAGAGCAACUGUCCUGGGUGACCUUGGGUCAGUCAGCCUCUCUCUGCCUAAUCUACCUGACAGGGUGGUGAGAGCAAAAGCACCACCACUGAUACUGUCCCAGAUUUCUGGAGGAAGGGACAGAUAAACAUGCAAUGAAUAAAUAAAUUAAUAAGGGUGGGAUUUCUUUUUUUAAUUACCCUCGCAGUCCCUUACAACUCUGUGAUUCUAUGACCCCAGCUCUGCAUGUUCAUUCCAGAGUUUGGGAUAGGAUAGGAUCUCCAAUUUGCUAUUCCUUUGGGAUAUGUUUACCAUAUCCUUGCUCUGUCUUUCCACAGUCCUCAUCUGAUGAUUGCGCAACCUAUGGGCAUGUCUUCCUCUAUCAGUACAACAUAUGGAAGUCCGAACUUGCUGCCGUAAGAAUCAUGCCCUGAUUGCAGACGUCUUUGCCUUGUGUGUGUGAAUGAGUGUCAGAUUGAAUGUUACAAAUGAGCCCCACUAGGGGGCAAACACACCAAAACCCUGUUCUCUUCCCACCUGGCAAAACCUAGAGAUCCAGGGUAGUGUGUCUGUAGUGUAUUUGCACUGGUCCUUUGUCAUGUUGCAGCUCAUGUGGCCACUCAAACUGCAGCAUGAUGACAGGACAGCAGGCUCACAGCCCAGGCAGGCAGAUGAGCCCAGGAAGCUGCAGAGGAACAGGACAGGCUCAGGCAGCUGUUGGAACUUCUGCUCUGCUGCUGCUACACACUUCACACCAUUGCUGGUGUUUGGCCUCAGCAGUGUCAAGAGGUUGAGGAGGAGGAGAGCAGCAGCAGCAGAGCAGGAUGGUUGCUAAAGGAGCUGACCUGUCUUGUCCUUCCUGUUCCUCUUUGGCUUGUCUAGGCUGCAGUUUCACUGAGCUUUUUAGGGGAGGGGGUGUUGUUUGACGAAGCAGGCAGGUGUCUGAGGCCAGCAAGGGAGCAAGGAGGAGGUAACUGGAGGCAAAUGGAAGCAGGUGGGCACAAUACAACAUAGGAGCCCAGAUCACUGCAGGGUGAGCUUGGCAAGCCUUCCCACAGUGCCACUGCUAGAGAGGAGGGCAAUGAAGAGGACAGUUUGGGUGAGCAGAAACGAAUGGGAGGAGGUUUGGGGAUGAGCUGAAAAGGAUGUGGGGUUGGGGGGUGUAAUAAUUAUAGGGGUUGCUCGUGCGUAAGUUCCCGCCACUCCUGGCUAGGUUGCCUGGUUAAACCUUUUCUGUCUGGACAGCCCUUCACUUCGUGGCUGUUUCAGUCGCUAGCAGAAUCCGUCAGUGGGCGUUUCUUAAACCUUUUCCAGCAUAAAAGCUGUUUGACGCCAAGUCUCCUCCUACUCUCCCUGCGCGGAAGUCUUCUGCGCAGGGAGGGUGUGGGUAGCGGAGGACCUGUGCUCUCCCCGCUGUUCUCCGGCGGGGAGUCCUGGAGCCCCCUCGCCGAUUCCCCCAUCUGCCCCCCUUUAUCCCUGGUGUUACGCUGAUUUCCUUCCCCAGCUGAUGAGCUGCCUCUCUCCCUGCUGGGCCCUUCUCCAGCAUCGCUUGGGAGCCUUGCCUCCGCCUCUGGCUCCGAUGUCAGUUCCCUGACAGGGGGCAAAUAAGGGGUGACGUUUUGGGGAGAGCAAUCUGCAAGGGGAGGGAGAUGCAGGGUUGGUGAGGUCUAAGGUUUAGGUUUUGUGUAUGUAUAUGAAAGCUGCUUGGUAACAGUGCAUUCGGACACCUCUGAAGGUAUUGUAACCAAAUUUUGAAUGAUGGUCCCUGAGAUUAAGUUUUCAUCUACAAUUGGAUGCCAUUUUGAAUCACAAUGGGCUGGACCUUUCAAGCUUACACUGAUUUUAACCACUGGUUUCAAAACCAUGCUGUGUUUCUUUGUUUUUUAGAAUUCCCAAGCAAUGCUGACUGCAAGGCUGCUAGUUAAUGCAUACAAUAUUAAAGUAAACGAAACAGCACCAUGCACAAUAUUAGCAUAUGUGGAACCCAGUUUAAAUACCUCAUCUAUUCAUCAAGAGACAAUUCGACGCAUUCAGUGAAUGCAUUUUGGCUCCUCAGCAUAAUAUAGUGAUGUUGGGAACAUUUUGUAUAUUAAAUAAAUAUAUUUCUGUGUGCAUUUUCCUAGCACUAAGGCUACUUAGAGUUUUGCCCAGUUAAGCUAGUGCUUCUUUUGGUUUUCCAGCAAGAAACACAUCAGAUCCAACACUGCUUAGAAGGCAAAGGCCCUGAGCAUCAUUAUCAGCCCCACUAGCCAGCCAGCCAGCUUUAGCUUAAGCUAUUGCUUUGUGGGAGAGUUAGAACAGGACUUCUAACCCACUAGAUGCCUCUCCCAGAUGUUGUACUAUAGCUUCCGUAAUCCCUGACUAUUAGCCAUGCUGGCUAAGGCUUAUGGGGGUUGGAAUCUAAUUGUGCGCGCACGCAUGCGUGCACACACACACACACACACACGUUCUGUUCCUUUCUCCAUGCCUCUUUUAAGUUGGACAUGUUUCCACUCAGUUCUUCUUUUGCUUCCUAUAGUGAAUUAAUGGGCUGCCCUUACUCCCUGGGAAGUUCUUCACCCCUUGGCUCAGUGGAUGCCUACCUCAUGCCUCAUGAUGUGGAAAUGCCACUGGACUGCUCGCACAGUGAGAACUCCACAUCCUACGUUAGGGAUCUUUCAUUCCCAGUGCUGCCAAAUCUGAUAAGGUAAGUGUAGUGAGUCAUGGGCAAGGAUAAAGGUUGAGGAGGGCAAGGCUCCUUCUCUCCACUGCCUGCAGUUGAUAAGCUUUUCCUGUUGUGCUGCCUCCUCCGGUGACCGAGUCUGAGGGCCAAAGAAUCCUAGGAAUUAGUAGCUUGCAGCACUAUCAGUUACUUGCCUUUUCAUUGUCCUACAGUUUGCAGCAUUUCUUAGCUGGGAGCUUCUGAAAGGUUAAGGAGGUGGAAAAGUAGUUUAAAUAUAUAAUGUAGGCAUGCUCCAAUUUUAGGAGGGUUGUGGGAGGGGGAUGGUUGCAAGUGUGUGAGUUGGAAAUUCAAGUGUAUGGGAUAAUUCAGCAGGAUGUGGGUGGAAGGGAGAGGUGGGAAUAGGUCCAAGAGGAGCAGGAGUAGCUUUGAUGGGCCUAACUUGGCUGCUGAUGCGAUUCACAGUAGAUGCCGUGCUUAGUCCUGGAACCUAGUGAAGCCAAGUGUCUCUGCAGACAGUGGGGCAUGGAGACAGAGCCCGAAGGAGAUGCUUUGCCGCUACAUCUCUGUGUGGACAUGUUUCAAGAGGGCCGCAUCCUGCUUUUGCCCACCUUCUCUUUUCCCUCCCUAGGGUGCCUGAGAACAUUUCCCCACCUUCCGACGAAGAGCUGGCCCAUCUGCUACAUCCCGAGUCAGAAAUGAAUCGCUAUCAUCAGAAUCUGGGGUGAUCAGCAUCUGUUCAUAGCCUUUGUGGGGACUUUUAUGGACCGCACAGCAAUCAAAGACUGGACAUGCUCCCAGAGCAGUGGUGGUUGAUGCCCCCUAAAUCCUUAUGGGGCACAGGAAGCUCCUCCCCUGGCUCCAGGCGUGCCCCCCCUCCCAGGACCCUCCUCUCCUUGCUUUAAUCAAGGGCAGCUUUGAUUCUGUGCUGGGCCAGAUCCGCGAAAUGAUACGUGCUGUCAAGGGAUUCUUGCCAAUUAUGCCUAUCCAGGGAAGUCACAUAGGAAGCUGCCUUUCUCCAGGUUAGACCCUUAGUUCGUCUAGCUCAGCAUUUCCUACACUGACUGGCAGCAGCUCAGACAAAGGGCUUUCCCAGUCCUACAUGGAGAUGCCAGUGACUGAACCUGGGACUUUUUGUAUCCAAAGCUGGUGCUGUACUGCUGAGCUAGGACUGCACUACUGCCACUGCUUUGGAGCAGGGCUGAGGCUCACGUUUGCUUGCUGCUUGGCACUGUCCUUUGGGGAGGGGCCAAUAUAGCCCUGGAUGCUUUCCUGCUUGCCAUGGAAGUGGUUCCUUCUGCAAAACAUGGGGUGGAUUUCUUUCCCCACCAGCAGCCCAGACAGGAGAGAGAGGGUAUUUUUCUCAGGAACUAGAGACUUGGAUCCUCCACUGGACUGCUGGAGCUUUCCUCUAUCUACUUGGGCAGGUGGGAUUACUCCAACGGGCUCUUCUAUCCUGGGUUCUGUUUUUCUGCUGCAGAAGACUCCCAGAAUUAAAAACCCACAAAUGCCACUUCUCCCCAUCAGACCUUGGUUGGGUGGGACCAAGAUCCACUACCAAGUGCAUAUUCCAGAACUAUCCCAUUCCCAAGCAGUGAUGGUAUGACCUUUGGACUGUGAGAGACCCAGGUGGGGUGAAAAUUCCCUGUCCUUUCUCAUUCCUGGGGAAGUGUGGGAAAGUGUCUUUUGCUACUCCAUGUAAUAAUGAGAUCUCCCCCCCCGCUUUCCCGUUCUGUUCUCUGUUGUUCGGGCUCCACCCACCGGUUUGCCAAUGCCCCUUAAUCUCCCAGCCUGUGAAGAGGUGCAAAUAGAUGCUAAAAUAAGCCAUAAAAUAAGACUUUAUUUCAAAAUAACAAAAUAAAUAAUCUACUGUACACAUUACAAAGGAAAGGGUGCUAAUUUUCUCUAAAAAGACACCAAGGCUCUAUGGGACAAGAUGAGGAACCGGAAGCAAGAGCCUGUGGCUGCUAAUGUUUGCCUCAACAGGAUUUCAUGGCCUUCCUUGAAUAAUCCAUGUUUUGCACCUGUAUGUCCAAACAAAACCUCACUACAGUACAAUUAGCUUAAAUCGUCAGCAAAAUACAGAGCAGUCACUGUUCUUUUUUCUCCAUCCUGACAAGCAGUGGUUAUGCCAGGCAUGAGGAGCCAGGGAUCCUCCAGAUGUGGUUGGAUUACAACUCCCAUCAGCCCCAGCCAGUAUGAACAAGGGCCAGGGGUGACAGGAAUUACAGCUCAGCAGCGUGUGGAGAUCCAGAGGAUCCAUUUCCCUUGGCAACACCAUAUUCCCUUGCACUGCAGAAAUGGACUGUGUUGCCUUUUCUUCAAGCCACCCCAGACUACAGACUCACUGAAAUCCAUGAACGUGUCUAAGUUAGGCCCAUUAAUUUCAGUAGGUCUACUUAAGCAGAACGCCACAUGUGAUAGAUUCCCCACCCCCACCCCAGAACCUUAGGGAGGCGUCCCCCUUCCCUCCUCAUUUCCUGUGGCAGCCCUUCCCCUCUGCUCCAUUCAUAUGGAGAAGGGAGAUGGGGCUGCAUUCAAGAAAGCCCAAAGGAGGGAUUAGCUCUGGCUUAUCUGACCCACAGCACAAGGCAGGAUUGAGGCCGAACAAUCUUUCCUUAUGGCAGCAGUACAGUUCAUGCAUUCCUGGCCUCCUUAAAGGUCACUAUAAUCAAUCCUCUGCCCCGGAAGUGGUUGAGCUCUACUAGAAAUGUCUCCUAUCUCCCAUUGAAAGAUUCCAAGUGGUACAGUGGUAAACUACUACAGAACUUCCAGAACUAACUGAAAAGUUGUCAGUUCUUGUCAAAGUGGGAACCUCAAAUAAAUAGGUGGCAUUUUCAGUGUAUGCACUUGGGGCCUUCUGCCUUUACCUGUUUCUCUAUGGCUGCCUUUUGCUAGAAUAUUAUAAUUUAUUCAAUUUCUUACUCGGCCUUUGCCAUAAGGUCCCAGGGCGGGUUAUACCAAUUUAAAAAUGCAAUUGUGCGCCAGUUUCUUGCCUACAUGCAGCUGCUCCAAGAUGGAAGAUCCACACAGCAACCCAGGGGCAUUCAAAUCAUCACGUUCCCCUUGAAGGUACCAGAGGCAACACUGGUCCUGAGUCGUCCUGUAUCGUACAACACCACCUCUUGGUCCUGAGACCACUGGCUUCUCUUCCUUGCAAGGAGCAAAAGCAGUAGAUGAGCCCCAAGAGAAUGAACUGGUUGCCUCAGGAAAGGAAAGCGGCGGCUGGGAGAAACAAGCUGCUCCCAGGGAAGGAGUGAGCCUGAUGCUCCUUCUGGAUCCAAACAGAGAGAAGACUCACUUGCAUUUCCCCUCCCUUUAGGGGGCCACUGCAGAUCACAUAAAAUUGGGGUGGGCGUGGUAAGCCUUUUUCAAAAAUCAAUUCUAAUUCCUGCAACUACACAAUUUUAGUAAAAUAAGAAAUUAAAAAACAAAUCUGCUGCUGGAACAGGAUGGAACUGUAAAUUUCACCAGCAUGCCCCAGGCAUGGAAGCAAAUACCUCUCAGGAUUCCAAAACACGACUGAGCAGUGAAUCAGUACCAUUGGUGACUAUAAACACCAGAUUAAGGUCAAGACCAAGGGAGGUAAUGAUGCUGGAGCUAUUUUGAGCAUUGUAUACGCAAUCUACAAUUGAAAGUGUGACAACCGAUACACAAUAAUGUAAGGAAUAUCAUGUCUGCCACUUGUCCAUAUGCAAGGCAGAGUGUGUGUGUGUGUGUGAGAGAGAGAGAGAAGGGCAAUGGAGAAAAUGUGUUGUAUGUACACGUAUGGGAUGCAAGUGUAAGUCAGUGCGUUAUCAUAAGAAAUUUGGAUGCAGAAAGAUAAUCGAUGCUUGUGUCUGAGAAAUCGAAUCAGCUUUCUGUUCAGGGCACAAAGUGUAUUGGUGUGGGGUUUUGUGUUUUUAUGGCUAUGUGCCCCAGAGUUCCAGGCUUCAUGAGGGGCGAAAGGCUGUGGGUGAGGCUGACCUUCCAGUAGCCUUUCGCAGGGCAAAGCCAGCCACAGAUUGGGUCUCCCUGAGCUCAUGGCUAUCGCCUGUAGUGAGGACGGCCCCCAACAUCUUACAUAGUUAAUAGGGAGGGGGAGAGGCAGGUUCUCCAUUUUGUGACGAGAACCAGGAGUAAUAAAAUGUGCUGUGCUAAUAUGGUAGCCUUGCUCUGUUGAGGAAACCAAGCACGCCUCCUUGUGGUGAUGGGGAGAAUUGCGCCCCUCUCCCCUGCCAGAGUCUGAUGUUCAGAGCUGGUUGGCAUGUUAUUGCUUGGCGACUGAGCCACAAGUCACCUGCUGCUCAUUGCCGGCUGGUAUCCGGUUCCACCUUGAUGCUGUUUCUUCUAGCUUCGGCCUGUGCUGCUGGGGGCUGGCACCGCUCAGAAAGAUUUUCCCCAAACUCUAAAAUGAGAAAUUGAAAGUCAGACAGAAAUAUGCAAUUUCCUGUCCUUGGCCUCUUUUUCUGUUGUUAUUAACUUCAAGCAGCAAGGAGCUCCUGCCACAACUGUGGGCUUCCCUUCAGUUGCACAUCCCCACAGGCACAAUGUAUUUUUUGGGGUGGUUCCAAAGGUUAUACUCUUAGCAUCUGAGCUCUGAAGCACCAUCCCCUCAGUUUUCCCUGCCAUUCUCCAGUGACCACAAGGAAAGAUCACCACACGGUGAUCUUUGCUGUCAAAAAUUAUUCUGCUCCUGUAAGCUUACUCUUAGGGUGCUUCCAGAGAUUCCUGUUCUUAAGCAUUCAUUGUGAUUUGUUUGUGAGGAGGUUAUACAACAUUGCAUCACCCAAUCAUUACCCUACACUUGGCAGUGCAUUUUCUUGUCGCAUUCCUUAUCACAAAACAUCCAACCUUUUGUGCAAGAGGUCCAAAUCGGCUUUAGUUGCACAACCUGAAUUUGCCAGUAUGUGACUGAAUACCACCCUAAAACAGCAUCAGCCUGGAAGCCCCCUUAAUUAAUGAAAUGAAAAGAAUUUGGCAGGCACAAAAUCUAUGACACGC